Pelobates cultripes (western spadefoot toad) is the source of this 50783-nucleotide messenger RNA. The record is from the annotation of a GenBank genome assembly. Lineage: Eukaryota; Metazoa; Chordata; Amphibia; Anura; Pelobatidae.
AUGACUACUGAAAUCAGUAUCGAUAACUCCAAGCUCCCGGGAGUCAGAGAAGGUAAAUACUGUACAUAUGUUACUUCCCAGGGUAUUUGUGAAUGGUUAAGCUGUAUUCUCAGUGAGCAUUUACCUCCCAUCGACCAUCAGGUUAAAAUGUACAUGGUGAAAGUCCAUGCUAUGUAUCUACUUGUUUACAUUGGACACUUAACCUUUUCAUCUCCAGGAGCCCACCCCCACCCCCACCCAGCUCUAUGACAUGAUAUUUGCACAUAGAGCUGUUAUUUGUAAUAUAAAGUCUAGAUAGGUGUUCUUUCAGUGUGAGCUAUAUCAAACUAUUCAUGUUCCAGGGCUUUAUUUAGAUCAAUACCGACUCUACUAGUAAACACACCUACUAUGUAUGUAUCUAGGGAUCUGGGACCUGUGGAUAACAUCGUUAUAAUAUUAUUCUGUUCAGAACAGUAAAUUAAUAACAAAGUAUUUUUUUAUUUUUUUUUAAAUGGCUGAGGAUAUGACCCCAUGUUAGUUUUGAAUAUGUGUCAAGGUUUAUGUGAUUUAGUGUUAUCAAUGCAUUUGAAUGUUAAACAACAAUCCAUGGGCCUUUAUUUGUUAAAUUCUUGUUAAAUACUUAAAGCAGUUAAAAAAAAAUAAAAAAAUGACUGACUGGAAUAGCCAAGCUAAAAACAUAGUUAAAAUUCUCCAAGGCAGCUAUUUUUACCUAAAAUCUGAGUAUUGAUUUCCUGGAAACUUAUAUUGUAGGGAAUAACUCUGAUCACUGCACAAUUUAGUCUGAAGGAGCUGAAAAAUCAUCUAACUCACAGUUUGGCUAUUUCACCUAUAAUUUUGUAAUUCAGUUUUCAUUUCACAACAAUUUAGUUAAUUAUUUAGUGAAUACAUUGGACAAGUGUAGACAGUUGACAGGAAGUUUAUAUGUCUGUCUAUAUUUUAGUUUUUCAUUAGUUAAAAUAAAUCUUUGGAGGCAAGAAAAAAAACUUAUGCUAAACUAGGGACACGUUUUUAAAUGUACCCUUAGUCCCUGGAGAGCCAUGCUGGCUCUGUGACUGCUUGAAGGCUUGGAAGACUUGUUCAGAGAUUCUGAUGAAGGCCCAUAGUAGGCACAAAACGUGUCAGAUUAAUUCAGUCCUGAUGUUAAUAAAGCUCCUUCUUUUCUUUAAUUUUUUUCUGGUAUAAGGUGUUUUUCUUGUGCUUGAGGAGGAAUUUAUCAGUUUUAAUUGGAAUUAUGCUGCCAAAAUAGUGUGAUUAGUAUUUUUUUCAUCGAGGUUUAGUUACUAGUAAUUUACAAUUUUCAUAUCUUGGCUUUAAAAACUACAACCUGAAAUUUGUAUAUUCUGUUCUGAUCCUGGGGAUAGCAGAUCUAUGUUUUUUGUUUUAUUUUUAUUUUUUUUAGGCAGAACACUUUUACAUUCAAUUGGGAGGUACAGUAAAAUAAAAUUGACAGCGGGGCAGAGGGUUUUUCUAGACUUACUAGUUUUAACAUAUGUGUUGCUUCUAGUAAAUACAUUGACAAAUAUUAACAUUGUAAACAUUGCUAAUUUUUUAGGAUUUAUUACAGGGAUGUGCUUCUACUUCAGAUCUAGGCAUAGCCUUUACUGAAUGACAGUUAGAAUCUGAAUAAAGCCAAAGCUUAAAGAACAUCAUAACUACCACUAUAUCCCAUAGUAGUUUUUAUGAUGGGAGGAGUACUGUGGCCUGGACCCCUGAUAAUGGGGGAAACCAACUUGCAGUGGUUUUCCCUCUUAGCUAGUCCCAGCCAGGUGCUGUGGGUCCUUACACCUCUGAUGCACAUCAUGCUAUUGCAGAGCUGCAAAAGCAGGAGGCCAUGGCUGUCUGCAUUCAUAAUACAGAAUAAGGAACAGUUCACAUGGAAUAAAAAAAUACAAACAAAAAAAACAAUUUAAAUGUUUUUGUUUUCCAUUUUACAAGGCUACUUAAAAUCACAUAUCUUAGCAAACUAAUAAGGAGGUUCAUCACAACUAUAAGAUAUAUGCAUAUCUUUAGUAGUUGUGCUGAAUAUCCAAAUUCCUUUUUCCCCCCCAUUCAUUGGCUGAGCAUGUCAGCUGACAGCUCUCAGCACCCUCAAUGUAAUUCUGUUACUAGAAAUAUGCACAGAAUUGAUAUUAGCCAGGCUAGCUGAUAACACCCAAUGAUGUUGCAAGGAGGUGGAUUUAUACCUAUGGAAGCACACGGGAUAAACUAUAUGUCCAUUGCUUCAAAUGAUUAUGGUACACAUUAACAUUCCAGGUACCAUGAUCACUUCAAAUCACUGAAGUGAUCAUAGUGCUUGGAGUAACCCUUUAAAUAAUCCUGUUUUGCUUUUCUCCUCCUUGUUACCAUAUCCUCUGGUUCUUGCUGCUUUUUAAAAAUGGUCUUUUAUUUUACCAGUUCAAGUGAUAUAAUCUAUAAUGAAUGUACUACAUCAUUUUUCUUUUUUUUUUUUAUUGUUUGUUUAUUUUUUGUUUCUAUUAAAAUUUAAAAGGAUCUGAUACAAAUCUGGCUGUUUACCUUCACGGCACAAUGAUGGGUUCACCUAGGCUAAUAUACCAUCACUAGAAUAACUAGCAGUGCUAGGUUUGUAACUGGCAUUUUCUUGUUUUGCCGCCUCCUUGUCUAUAAAAAAAUGCUAAGUAUAGCUAUAUAAAUGUAAUCAACCAUAAUAUUGCUUAAUUGUUCCUGCCACAUUCCCUACUUGAUGUGACGUAACUGUAAAACAUAUGUUAUUGAUCUGUCAUUGUUUUAGUCAAUCUACACAUGUUGGCCUUGGAGAACUGUGUCAUGGGUUGAAUGUUGAAUUGUAAAUAACCUCAUGCUUUCACAUGUGAAAAUGCAAAUAUAUAUAUAUAUAUAUAUAUUUUUUUUUUUUUUUUAGGUAAUUUUUUUUAUCCGUGGAAAACAAUUAGCAUCCAUUGGGCUACCAGCCAAACCUUAAGUGUCCUAUUCUGGGCAUUACUCUGGCAGCAACUCUCUGGUCCAACUUUUAAUGGAUACAUGGUUUUUAUGUAGACGACUCUCAAUUAUGCAUCUGUCAAUCUUAAACUGUUUCUUCCAACACAACUGUUUCUUCCAACACAUACUCGUUUUCCUGGCACUUUAGGGUCUCUAGGUCCCCCCCCCCCCACCCUCUGGGUCCCCCUCCCGCUGGGCUCUAGGGGGUGGAAGGGGUUAAUCCCUUACCUUUUUCCCUCAUGCGGGGAACUCUCCUCCUUUUUCGCCAUCAUCGGCUGAAUGCACAUGCGCAGCAAGAGCCACGAGCGCAUUCAGCUAGUCCAUAGGAAAGCAUUCUUAAUGCUUUCCUAUGGACGCUGGCGUCUUCUCACUGUGAAAAUCACAGUGAGAAGCGCAGAAGCGCCUCUAGCGGCUGUCAAUGAGACAGCCACUGGAGGCUGGAUUAACCUAUAGGUAAACAUAGCAGUUUCUCUGAAACUGCUAUGUUUACAGCAAAAAGGGUUAAACCUAGAUGGACUUGGCACCCAGACCACUUCUUUACGCUGAAGUGGUCUGGGUGCCUAUAGUGGUCCUUUAAAGUUCUCUGUGCACAGCCUCCGUUCUGCAGGAGCAGUUUUUCUUAGGACCUGUAAUUAAGUUAUAAGCAGUAAGGAAGUGUUUUAAUUGAAGAGGCAGGGCAAAAAAAACUCAGAAUGUUGCAUUUUGUUUUUUAAUAGAAUUGUAUGUGGUGGAAGAAAAACGGCUAAUUAUUUAGGGCAAAAUAUAUAAAAUGUACAAAUGUUGUGUUAGUACCUGUCCGUUCAAAUGGACACUAUAUGCAGCAGGACCACUUAACCUCUUUGAAGUGGUCUGGGUGCAGUGCCCCUAUCCCCCUUAGUCGUGAAAAGUAAAACAUUGCAGUUUUUAAGAAACUGCAAUAUUAAGACAGCCUCUGGUGCCUGAUUACAACUAAAUUAACCCAUUAAGGACCAAACUUCUGGAAUAAAAGGGAAUCAUGACAUGUCAGACAUGUCAUGUGUCCUUAAGGGGUUAAAGGACCACUCUAGGCACCCAGACCACUUCAGCUUAAUGAAGUGGUCUGGGUGCCUGGUCCAGCUAGGGUUAACCCAUUUUUUCAUAAACAUAGCAGUUUCAGAGAAACUGCUAUGUUUAUGAAUGGGUUAAGCCUUCCCCUAUUUCCUCUAGUGGCUGUCUCAUUGACAGCCGCUAGAGGCGCUUGUGUGAUUCUCACUGUGAUUUUCACAGUGAGAGCACGCCAGCGUCCAUAGGAAAGCAUUAUGAAUGCUUUCCUAUGUGACUGGCUGAAUGCGCAUGCAUCCAGCCAACGGGGACGAGAGGAGGAGGAUCGGAGGAGAAGAGCUCUCCACCCAGCGCUGGAAAAAGGUAUGUUUUAACCCCUUUCCCCCUUCCAGAGCUGGGCGGGAGGGGGUCCCUUAGGGUGGGGGCACCCUCAGGGCACUAUAGUGCCAGGAAAAAGAGUAUGUUUUCCUGGCACUAUAGUGGUCCUUUAAGCUCUGCGUGAGGGCAUCCAGCAUCAGGUAGAUCCCCCAUAGGAAAACAUUUAUUCAAUGCUUUCCUAUUGGGGAAAACUCUAAUGUGCUCGUGGGAGGGAUUGGCAUUGGCGCUGGAAUCGGGUGAGUAAAUAAAGGUGUUUUUUUUUGUUUUGGUUUUUUUGUUAACCCUUUAUCUGCUGGAAGGAGUUGUUUAAGGGAGGGGAGACCAGAGGACACUGUAGUGCUAGGAAUACAACUUUGUAUUUCUAUUACUAUAGAUUCCCUUUAACUUGUGUGCAAAAGAUAUAUUUAGAUUAUUACAUUAUCAGGCAGUACAGCUAGUGCUUGAGUAGGGAUCUGACCAAGCACGGGGACCCCACAUGGGCUAUGUGAUCUGGUUGACGAGAUAUAACUAACCCCUCUGUGCAGAGUGCCUGGCAUUUCUCCAACAGAAUGGGCACAUUACCAGAUCCUAGACUCCCUUUCAUCCUGGUGUUCCACACUGGAAGAAGUGACACAUCAAAUUCUGACAAAGUUUGAAAGAAGUUACAUAAGAGUGAAGGGAGCCCUCACACUGCUUGUCUGCUGCACUAGACACUGUGCAUUCAACUGUUCUGCAGACACAAACAUUGUCCAACGGGAGGGUGGCUAGAAACAUGUUUUCCAGUAAUGGUGGGUGUCUGGCAGAUUGUUAGUGUGUUGCUGUCUGUAUGCAUUUGAGUUUGAAUCUGUGUGUAUUUUUUGUGCACCUAGGGAUGCAUUUAUUAGUGUACAUCUUUCAGGGACCCAACCAAUGAUUUUCUUAGGGAUCCCAAAGUUUUGAUGGCCGCUUUAAUUGGCAUCAAAUUUUCAUUUAACCAUUUUGCUUGUAGAUCUUCCUGGCUUACAGUUUAGCCAACACAUUUUAUAUAUUAUUAUUAUUCUUUUUUAUUAUUUAUAAAGUGCCAGCAAAUUCCGUAGCGCUGUAGAAUCUAAUAACUUGAAUAGCUUAUGCCAUUAACAAAUCACUUUUAAACAUUACAGAUGUUUUUGUGGUUUGUACUUAAUUUUCCACCAUUUCCAUAUUAAAAUUUUUCAGAGUGGUCUGCAAAUAAUUCAAUUUUAUAAUUUUUUUUUUCUCUUCCCCUAAUGGGUAUGCUAGAAAAACGUUCACUCUUGAAAAUCAUUGUUUGGGAACAUUGUAGGCAUGUGGGGCAGCUGCAAUUGUUUAUCAUGUAAUCUAUUUUUGUAUUUCAUAUAUUAAUUGGAAAAUAUUUUAUUUGUAACACAUUCCUAAAAUGUAAAACUACAUAUGGUUUAAGUUAUCUAUUUUUAGUACCCUAACCUAGCUGGGGAAAGCCAGAUGUUCCAUGUUAUUGGUUGGCAGAUAGGACUUGCUCAUAUAAAUCUUUCCUUUAAUAUGAGUAUGGAGGAUACUGUUCUGAUACUUUUAUUGUAACCUUAAAGGAACACUAUAGUGUGGUGAACAGAAACCUCUAUAGUGUUAUACGAUUUAAUUUAGUUCCCAGCCCCCAUUGCAUUGUAUGGGAAAAGUAUUUUUACUCACCUCUUUCUCCCAUGCCGCACCGGUCAAAGAUGAUGUUGAAAUCCCAUAGGAAAGCAUUGAGAAGGUAUUGUGCGUGCAUGCAUGGAAAAAUGCUACACUGCGCCAAUCAGCAUCUAAUCAUAGAGAUGCAAUAAAUCAGUCCAUCUCUAUAGGAAACAUUCAGUGUCUCAAUGCAGAGCAUGGAGACGCUGAAUGCCAGUGCUGAAAAGGCAUAGGUUAUAUUAAAAGGAUAAUAGGGACAUGCCAUAAACACCAUAACCACUACAUUAAGCUGUAGUGGUUCUGGUGACUAUAGUGUCCCUUUUGAAGGUGUUGAGGGUCAUGUAAGGAGUGUGGCAUCCAUUGUUCCCUUUUGUAUUUGAGUUGGGUUAACAUAUCAUGUGAGGUUUAAAAAAAAAAAAAAAUGGUUGCCUUCUAACUUUUAUAUAGAUACAAAUUGACAGGAAACCGUUUUCAUUUUUGCAUACUACUAUGCAUAUAUCAAGUAUAUAGUUUAUGACUGUUGGGGUAAUUUAAUACAGAAUACAUCUAACAUGGCUCCAUUUUUUUUCAUUUUUUUUUAUCUCAACAAUACAUAUUUUGUUAUCAUUUUAAUAGAACAGAAUGAAUAGCAGGUUGAGAUCUUUCACUUUACAAAAAUAGUCCUGUGGCUCAGUAGCAGCAUGUUUAAAAUGUAAAUAUUCCUUUGUCGCCUCUUGACAUUCUACAGUGAAACAACUUUAUUUGUAUAUGUACAGUGCGGCCUACCUUAGUGUAAUUCUCCUGGUUGGUUUAUUCUCUGUUGAACACAGAGCAGAAGGGUGCUGACAUGGCAUUGUAUUUUUCAUUUUCUUGUGUCCUCUUCUCACAAGUCUAAUUAAAUCAGUGUGCUGUCGUAAUGAAUAGUUUUAACCGUCUCAGACUAACAUAUUCUUUAGGUUAGUGUGGCCAUAUAUUGUUUUUUGAAUUUCUAUCCCCCAAUAUUAGGUUGAUGGACUCCUAUACUUCUUGCAUAUCUUAGGUAUGUAGAGCAGCUUUGUCUCUGUUGCUUGUAGUUUUACUGAUGAACAACAUAUACUGCUGCUCUAAAUCCUCCUCCAUUGGUGUCACAGUGAAUGUUCAUGUACUUGUAUGUAUGCCAUAUAAGUUUCAACUUCUAUUUCAUUUUUUUUUUUCAUAUGUCUUUAUUUGGUCAAUAUGGCACUCCUUGCGUUUUUUUUAUUUUACUGAAAAGCCUGUUUUUUUGGAGUCUGUUUCGCUCUUGCAGACUAAGAGUAUCAAGCUAAGGUGUAACUGUUUCUCAUUUUGUGUAUAUUCUAUCAACCUGGUAUUAUCACUCCAUGUACAAUGUCAAUUUGGUAUAGUUUUAUUUAAUGUGCAUUCAUGAUUCUUUUGGUUUUUAAAGGGCACCUUUCCAGAACACAUAACCAGUGGCGUACACACAAUCCAUGGGCCCUCCCCUUCUCCACUACUCUGACUCUCUCCCCCCUGACCGUGGCCCCCCCGAUACAUACAUACAUACACAUGCACGCACGCAGAUGUACGCACACACACACACACACACACACACACACACACACACACACACACAUACAUACAGAGACACACACAAUGUUUCCUACCUUUUGUUACUUUCCCUGGGGUCCAGUGGGGGCUCAGCCUGAUGGGAGUCAGAGUUCCCAAUCUGACUCCCUCUUCCUUCCUGCUUCCUCCCGCGUGGGCUGAUAGCUGGGAGGAGUGACCAGGGAGUCACUUCCUCCCAGCAGUGAUGUUAUCACAGGGGGCCUGGUCGCGCUGUUAAAGCACCCAGCGCUGACUGGGCACCUUGACAAUCCAUAUCCAUCGGGUGGCCCUUCAGCAUGGUCCACCCGAUGGACCCCUUAACAUGCGGCCCCGGUGGUUUACCGCACGGGCCAGGGCCGCAAAACGUGGCAGCUGGUACCCGGUCGCGGGGGUCCGCCGGGUGGCCGGUCCCCCUGCAGUGAUGGGCCGUUGCAGCUGCGACCCCUGUGACGCGGUAUGUACACUGCUGCACCUAACCUAUUUGGGUUGUUAGAAUAACCAUGAUGCUGCCUAACAAUUGUGCAUAAUGGGUUUAAAUAUAACUUUUUUUUUUGUUUUUUCUGAUACUAUAUAAAACCCCUUCAGCCACUUACCUUUAUCCAGCGCCAAGGGAGAAAACCUGAAAACCUACCGACAUCACAAGUCUUUGACCUUGCAUCUCCUGUUAGAAUAAUUUUGUUUAUUUCUUCAUAGUGCUAAUGACAUGUCUUAAAUGAUUUACUGUAUCCCAAAUGAGAGACAAACUGCUUGUAUUCACUCCCCCAGUUGUUUUGAUGAGUGGUAUUGUCACACUAAAGGGGAAAUUAAGAAGUCUUCUUAAUAUACGAAAAAGAAUGGCAAUUAACUCUAACAAAACAUGUUUGACAUAUGGCAAUAGUAUGUGAAGUGUAAGCUAGCUUAAAAUCUUCCACAUGGAUACCUUGUAUUGGCUUCAUCUGAGUAUAUUAUUUUAAUAAUACUGCCUGUGUUUCCUGUGUAUUAUUCUAUCAAUAAAACAGGAAAUAAAAUACUGAGAAGUGAAAGUUCACUUUUAACUAACUGUGCAUGGGUGGAGAGCAUACGCUGGCCCAGUAGACAGUUUUAUCUAACCUAAUUGCUAUUUAAAACACUCUACAAGGAAAACACUGUUCCUUCUUCUGGAACCCACAUAGGCAAUUGAAGCUCUUAAUGGGUUCUUUUUUUCUUUUUUCAUAUUUUACAGUUAUCACUUAACGAGCAUACAUUGUGUGUUCAUCAAUUCAUUUGCAAGGGUUUCAAAGAUUCAUACAUAAUGUUAAUGUACAUUGCACCCUGUAUGUAGAAACCAAAUUAGUUUCUGACCUCACCCAUCAGAAAAAGGACUGUUUAUUUUGGUGUUAGAAUUUCUCCACAGUUUUGUGUAUUUAACUUAUCAUUUGCCUAGAGAUGGAAAACGUGUUUAAUUUUAUUCUAGAUUCCAUGUACACACACAUCAAGGCAUCUACUUGGGUGUAAUUAUAUAUACUGUGUGUGUGUGUGUGUGUGUGUGUGUGUGUGUGUGUGUAUAUAUAAUAUACAAUAAUUUAAAAAAAAAAAAUUUUUUUUGUUUCUUCAGUUGACUAUAAUUUGGUACUUCCUCUGUACAACAGAUAGAAAUUGUCUUCUGUACAUAAAGUGUAUAAGUUGCAUUUGAGCUUUUUGUCUGUUCAACUAUAAUUCAUAUUAAGUGCACCCACACUUAUAUAUCAUUUUGUUCAGAAGAAACAGAGCUUUCAUGUCACAUCAAAUAUUUAUUUAUGAGAUCUAAUUUAAUAUUACUAAAAUCCCAAAAUAGUGUGACCGACAUUCCCCCCAAAAAUGCAUUUCAGGGUGGUGGCUUCACCAUCUACGCUUUCUGGGAUAUUAUACAUGUUCUGCAGGUGUCAGGGAGCCGCAUGCGAAAUGCAGAAGUCUUCCAGAACUACUGAGAGACUUAGGAUGUCUGGUGUGAGAAAUGAAAACAUUUUGUUAUUUCCCAUGUUCUACACAGCAUUUAAGACCAAAUAUAUUGGAUGCCUAUCUGAACUUGGAAAUUUCACAAAGUGACUUUCUGGGCUUAUGUUACCUUUUGAGGCAGUAUGGCAGCCCAGGAAAAAAAAAUACCCCAAUGAUUUAUGAAUAUUUAUGAAAGUAGAAGUAGUAUUCCAAAUGGCAUAAUUUGAGCUGUUUGGUAAAGCCACUUUAUCACAAAAUAUAUACGUUUUAUGUAUACAUACAAUAUUUGAAUUGCAGCUACAGGAUCCUUGGUCUAUCUGUGCGUAUUUGCACCUUAGUUUUAUAUUAAUUGUUAAUGUUGAUAUGAACUGAUGCUUUCUGAUCAAGGCUUUAUUGUUGAUUUUUUUUUUUCUUUUUAGGUUAUGCUUCCAAUUAAUAUAAUUUUAUGUCAUAUUUGUGGUUUGUUUUUUUGUUUUUUUAUUUUUUUCUGGUUAGAAAUUUUUUUAAAAAUAAAUAAAUAUAGUUGUAGAUCUAUUUGGUAUCCAAGUACAGAGAGGCUUAAUUUUAUUAAUUCAGCUAUAGUCUACGUAAUUGUUCUUGUGUUUAUAUUAUAUAGCUUUAUUUUUUAGAUAAAUUGAGUCUUCUAAUUUAUCUGAUCCCUCUCAUGACAAGCAGCAUCCUGUGUAGAUUUACCACAUUUUGACAUAUGACAAGACCAUAUCAUGAAAAAGCAGACUAAUUAGAAAGAGGCAGAGAUUAUGCAUUUUAUUUUAAACUUUGCUUUCUAUCUACCACCACUCUACAUUGCCUCCAAUAUUUAAUAUCCUCCCUUCCCCCUGACAAGUUUUUCAUUUUCCUGUGUUCCUCUUUCCUUCAAUUCUUGGACUGUGAGAACUUUUGAGUGUUCAGUCUAAGAAAGACUCUGUCAACACUAUUUUGUAUGUCCCCAAUGUAUAAUUGUAUAGUGCUAUGGCAUAUGUUAGUGCUAUAUAAAUGGGGAUGGUAAUAACAAUAAUAAAUCCUCUUUUUCCUUCCUUCCUUCCUUUUUUUGUUUUUUUGUUCUACCAUUUUUUUCAUCUGCAUCAAUCUUUUUCCUCUCCUCACUAUUCUCCAUCCAUGCAUUCUCCCUCCCCCCUCCCCACAUCCUUCUCCAUAAUUUUUUCAUUCUACAAAUUCUCCUUUGUGUGAUUGGACUUGUGCAGUGUUUUACAAGUGUGUUGGGGAUUGUGAGUGUGCAUGGGUUGCUUUGAUAUGAUGGCUGGUUUGGCUUUGAGUUUAGGGUUCUUAUUUAUUUAGGGUUCUUCUUUUAUUUUGCUGCCUACCUGUGGGCAGGGAGGGAGAGUUUAGAUGAAAAAUUCAGUGAGUGCACAUCACUUCCAUGGUUUCUCCAGAUUUGGUAAUCAUAUGUGAAUCCGAGCCCUGGGUAGACCACAUGUUGUUCUGCAACCAUGUGUUAUAUACUACUGAAAACAAUAAAGGGAAGUUGGCCAAUCCGGGAGAUUCUCUCCAGCUUUAGAAUGCACAUUUGGAGCAGACAUCCUGUAAAUACCUCACUUACCUUUCCUUAUAAUAGCUUCAACCCUGGAGUCACUUGGCAUGUUUGUAGCCGUCAAAGGAUUAUAAAGUUGUAAUAAAAAACAUGCUUUAAAUUGCUAAUGCAUUACAUAUAAUUUUAGCAAUACCCUCUCUAAAGACAUUACGGUACUUUCAUAUUCCAGGAAAAUAAAAAAUAAUUUCUAUUGUUCUGCUUUCUCUUUAACAAUAAAGGAGAAAUGUUGUCUUAAUACAGUGUUUAAAACACCAACUAUCUGCUUUUGACCUAAACCAUUUAUUGUAUUGAACCACAUAAUGUUGUCUUUGUACCUCAACUCCUCUAGAUUGUAAGCUUGUUCAAACAGCAUUUAACCACUUGUUCCUAUUAGCAAAUGUAAUAGUUUGUCUAGUUUGCUGCUAGUAUAUUUCCAUCAUCUCAACUAAUUAAUGACAACACUGUUAAUAUUAAUGAUAAAUAUAAUUUCAACGCAUAAUCAAAUCUUAUUUAAUAUAUGCUGAAAGUUAAGUACACAAGUUGAAAAUGCCAUAAAAUGGGCUUAGCAUGUUUUACAAUCCGGUAAUGACAGUGUGCUUUUAAAAACAUACAUUUGAUAAAACUGAAACUGGUGUGUGUGUGUGUGUGUGUGUGUGUGUCUGUCUGUCUAUAGAAACAUAGAAUGUGACGGCAGAUAAGAACCAUUCGGCCCAUCUAGUCUGCCCAAUUUUCUAAAUACUUUCAUUAGUCCCUGGCCUCAUCUUAUAGUUAGGAUAGCCAUAUGCCUAUCCCACGCAUGCUUAAACUCCUUUACUGUGUUAACCUCUAUCACUUUAGCUGGAAGGCUGAACUCUUUUUAAAGUAUCAAUAUCCCUCUGGAGAUACAGUUUCCAGUACUCAAAGUGAGGUCUCACCAGUGUUCUGUACAAUGGCAUGAGCACUUCUUUCUUUCUACUGCUAAUUCCUCUCCUUCUGCUAGCAUUUCCUCCUGCUCUAUUACAUUGUCUGCCUACUUUUAAGUCAUCAGAAAUAAUCACCCCUAAAUCCCUUUCCUCAGAUGUUAGGUUAGGACUCUAUCAAAUAUUCUGUACUCUGCCCUUUGGUAUUUACGUUAAAGAUGCAUUAUCUUGCACUUAUCCACAUUAAAUGUCGUUGCCACAACUCUGACCAUUUUCCUAGUUUGCAAACACAACAAAAGAAUGGUGGAUUGGCGCUUAAGACCAAAGAAUAAGCAACUACCCCCAGUGCCCAAAAUCACUAAUUGGCACUCAGAUAUGAAGUGAAAGAAAAGGAUAUAAGGGGGGUGCAAAGGAAAUAUAUAAAAAUCCUGUAUACUUAAUAUAAUGAGUGGAACACCUCCUGAUUUUCCUACAAUAAAAACACAUACAUAGUGUAAUACUGUUAUGUAAGGAACAUUAAUCAAUCAAGGUAUUGGGUCACUCACAAUAUGCAGAGCCACAUAAAGCUGGCUCUGACUUCAGUGACAGGUGAAUAAUUAUUCUGGCUUUCAGAUUCCUAGACAGGAUAGCUUCUUUCCAGCCCUUCAAUGAUUUCCAGGAUAUCCAAUUAGUAAAGAGCAAAUUAAAACUUUACUAAAUAAAAUACAGGAAACAGAAAUAAGCUUAAGAUAACAUGAAAAAGAAAGUCCACAGAACUAACGCGUUUUGACCUCCAGGUCUUUGUCAAAGUGUGUGGUAAAUGCUGGUCUUCUAUCGUUGAAUUUGGCGCCGUUUUACCGGCGUCUGUCUUCACUUCCGGGUCCGCCGAACAUCCACACCACGUGACUCUCCAUACGGUCACCUGAUUCUGAUGUCAUACGCAAUGACGUCACUUCCGGAUUCUCGAUCUUCACCUUGUAAAUUCUUUGGAUGUCGGCAGUACUGGCAUUUUCGCCAUAUUUGAACUGGGAAAAGAGCCACUACAUGCAGAAAACUUCAAAUAAAUACAUCUAGUAUAUAAAGUGAAUGUUAUUUCUCCACAUUUAAACAAACACUAAACAAGUAUGCAUACAUACAUUACAAAAAGAAACAUAUUCUCAACUAAAAAAAUAUUUCAUAGUAUUGCACAUCUAUAUAACAAAUAAAAGUUCAUAAAAUACAAAUUAAAAACAUAUUCUUACAUCGAAAAUAUUUCAUAGGAUUACACAUCUAUAUAAGAAAAUUCAUAAAAUGCAAAUAAGAGAACAUACUUUCAACUGGAAGAUAUUUAUUAUUUUUACAUAUCUAUAAUAUGAGGAGGAUGAUCCCCUUAAAGUGAAAUACACUUAUAGUGGGGAGUAAUUGGUAAUGCAUAGCUAUAAGUUAAAAAUACCUCAAUAAAAAUAAUACAAUAUAUGUAUCUAUAUAUAAAAAAAGGUUCUAAAAAUGUGAUUUAUUUGCUCAUGUGUCCUUGUGGGCUACAAUACAUUGGUAAAACAUCUAGGUGCCUCAAAACAAGGAUAUGUGAGCAUAUCUAUAAUAUUAGGAGGGUUUUUUUAAAACACAAUAUAUCAUUAAAUUUUUUUUAAAUGCCAUGGAGGAGACCCCUCUGGACUCCAAUUUUUCGGCAUACAAAAGAUAGAAGCCCAUUGGAGAGAGGGGGUCUGGAAUCGACGUUGAGCCGCUGCGAGAUGAAGUGGAUAUUUAAUUUGCACACUUUGUCUCCUUGUGGACUCAACAUCGAUUUCGAGAUGUCAGCACUUUUUUAAUUUUAUUUGUGUAUUCUAUUUUUAUUGGGUAUUUUAAUUGUGGAUUUCCACUUUUUUAGGUAUUAUUUAAAAUUAUUUUUUAUUAAAUUUUAAAAUUAAUUAAUAUCUUUCUGUCUUCUUGUCUCCUACAGAUGUAUUAUGUACCAUUUAUUUACCUUUUUUUUUAUAUAUAGAUACAUAUAUUGUAUUAUUUUUAUUGAGGUAUUUUUAACUUAUAGUUAUGCAUUACCAAUUACUCCCCACUAUAAGUGUAUUUCACUUUAAGGGGAUCAUCCUCCUCAUAUUAUAGAUAUGUAAAAAUAAUAAAUAUCUUCCAGUUGAAAGUAUGUUCUCUUAUUUGCAUUUUAUGAAUUUUGUUAUAUAGAUGUGUAAUCCUAUGAAAUAUUUUCUAUGUAAGAAUAUGUUUUUAAUUUGUAUUUUUUGAACUUUUAUUUGUUAUAUAGAUGUGCAAUACUAUGAAAUUUUUUUUAGUUGAGAAUAUGUUUCUUUUUGUAAUGUAUGUAUGCAUACUUGUUUAGUGUUUGUUUAAAUGUGGAGAAAUAACAUUCACUUUAUAUACUAGAUGUAUUUAUUUGAAGUUUUCUGCAUGUAGUGGCUCUUUUCCCAGUUCAAAUAUGGCGAAAAUGCCAGUACUGCCGACAUCCAAAGAAUUUACAAGGUGAAGAUCGAGAAUCCGGAAGUGACGUCAUUGCGUAUGACAUCAGAAUCAGGUGACCGGAUGGAGAGUCACGUGAUGUGGAUGUUUGGCGGACCCGGAAGUGAAGACGGACGCCUGCAAAACGGCGCCAAAUUCAAGAUAGAAGUGCUAUUUAAAAGAGAGAAGACCAGCAUUUACCACACACUUUGACAAAGACCUGGAGGUCGAAACGCGUUAGUGCUGUGGACUUUUUCUUUUUCAUGUUAUCUUAAGCUUAUUUCUGUUUCCUGUAUUUUAUUUAGUAAAGUUUUAAUUUGCUCUUUACUAAUUGGAUAUCCCGGAAAUCAUUGAAGGGCUGGAAAGAAGCUAUCCUGUCUAGGAAUCUGAAAGCCAGAAUAAGCUAAUUAUUCACCUGUCACUGAAGUCAGAGCCAGCUUUAUGUGGCUCUGCAUAUUGUGAGUGACCCAAUACCUUGAUUGAUUAAUGUUCCUUACAUAACAGUAUUACACUAUGUAUGUGUUUUUAUUGUAGGAAAAUCAGGAGGUGUUCCACUCAUUAUAUUAAGUAUACAGGAUUUUUGUAUAUUUCCUUUUCUUUCAUUUUCUUAUUUUACCUAAAUCAUUUGCCAUUUGGAACAUCAACCCUGUUACAUAUCUUAGUAUCAUCAGCAAAAAGACAUACCGUGCAAUCAAGACCUUCUGUGUGUGUGUGUGUUUUUAUAUAUAUAUAUAUACACACAUACACACACACUCUCCUUGAUUUUACGACGCCUCGCACUUACGGCCAACUCUCUUGUGGGGUGGUAAGUGCGAGUCGUCUAGGAUUUAGAUGGAUUCCCUGUUCUGCUGCAUUCGUCUAUGUUCGGGGACAUUUCCCCAAACAUAGACAAAUGUACCAGAGCAGGGAAUCCCUUAACUCCUCACUUACCGACCAAUUCGUUCUAUGACCGGGUCGUAGGAACGGAACCUGGUCGGUAAGUGAGGAGUACCUGUAUACAGAUUAAGGAACAACGCACACAUAGAAAUACAGUUUGAAAUGUUAUAAGGCUACUUAAAAUUGACUAUCUCAGCGAACAAAUAUGGGAUUCAGUUCCACCAUAUGGCCAUAGUCUGUUAAGCCCACCACUACUUCACUGUACCCAAUAUCGGUCGGUCCUACACUAAUUCCAACGUGCAGAUAAAUUUUGCUAAAUAAGCUUUGAUAUAUGUAUCAAAGCUUAUUUAGCAAAAUUAUAAUUAGCUAAAUUAUAUAUAUAUACUCAGAAUGCAUAUCCUUUAUCUGCUCUAUAUGAAAUGAAAAUUAUAAUUAAAGUGACAUACUUGCACGUGCACACACUUUUUUUUUCUUUUUUACUUUUUUUGGGUGGGUUCUUCCCCCAACAAACAUUCCACUGCAAUGAGAUAAAAAUGAAACUUGUUUAAUUUGUCACUACUUAGAGCCUGGAAUAUCUGCCAUGUGUUGCAUGUAUUGGGUAACCAAUUAACUACAAAGAUUUAAAUAAUACUAAAGUGCCAGACAGAAUCUUUAUUAACAUAAGAAAUAGCCGAGCUGUGCCUAUAGUGUAGUUUGAUACGAUGUCUUACUCUGCUUUUUUUUUUUCUUGUGUUUGUAGCUUGUUACAAAUAAAUCACAGAAAGAUGAAUAAGGGAAGCUGCCUGUCAGGCCAAAAUAAUUCUUCUACAAACUAUGCUAAUUUUAAACAAAAAUAACCUUUGAUGUUGUGUAGUACUUAUGAUCCCACACUGAAUUGCUGAAAACCCUAUUCAGAUAUAAAAUAUGGUGAAUACAUCUUAAAGGAACACUAUAGUGUUAGGAAUGGGUAAUUUAUCUUUUCCCCAUUCAGAUUAGAGGCAGUGCACUACACAUGGGAUAUACUCUAGUCUGGAAAGGAAAGGCAGGCCGACACCUACAAAUUUUAAUCGUUAGGCUCCUCCCCCCUUAGAGCUCCAAGCCACAACCACAGUUCUCUGCCUGCCUUCGGUAGGAUAGCAGGCACUCCCUUUUGUGUCUCCAGGAUAAGAUAAGUCGGCUGCGGCUGAGCAGGACUCGGCCCGGGCUGAUUCAGAGGAUGCAGAAUGGGUAUUAUUGUUAUUAUUUAUAUAGCUCCAACAAAUUCCGCAGUGCUUUACAGUGGAUGGACGAACAGACAUGUAGUUGUAACCAGACAAGUUGACACACAGGAACAGAGGGGUUUAGGGCCCUGCUCAACGAGCUUACAUGCUAGAAGGAAUGGGGUAAAGUGACACUAAAGGUAAGGAUCGUAUUAGACUGACAGUUGCAAGAGAUGAAUCAGUUAGGAGCUAUUAACGGUUUAAUUGAUAAGCUUUUAUGAAGAAGUGCGUUUUUAAUGAUUUUUUUGAAGGAGUGGAGACUGGGUGAACAUCUAACGGAGGAGGGAAGUGCGUUCCACAGGAAUGGUGCAGCCCUCAAGAAGUCUUGAAGACGAGCAUCAGAGGGGGGAGUAUGGACAGAAGAUAGACGUAAGUCUUCAGCAGAGCGUAAGGGCCUAGACGAGACCUACUUGUCUAUUAGGGAGGAUAGAUAGGUGGGCGCAGCAUUAUGUAGAGAUUUGAAAGCAAGAACCAGAAUUUUAAAUUGAGCCCUAUAUCUUACAGGCAGCCAAUGUAGGGACUGACAGAAGGGUGAGGCGUGGGAGGUUGGGGCGGACAGGAAGAUGAGCCUCGCCGCCGCAGUCAUGUAUGCGUAUGGCUCUUUCCUCUGCUUCUAGAUGGAACUCUCGCUGGGUGCCAGUGUUUCACAUUCUACACUUUCCGCCUAAUGCCAAGUCAGGCGCCGGAAGUGGUAAAGGUGCCCUGUGCGCACAGGCUGGGAGGUCCUGGCAGUGGAACACACGCGCAGGUUGCGACUGGGAUAUCAUGAUGUGCAGGACGCAUGCGCAAUGUGAUCUCCAAAUUCAGGCGCAUUUUUUUUUUUUUUAAAGGUUUCCAGGACCAUGGAAGUUAUCAAAACCCAGCAGCAACUAUCUGUUUGCCAGGUGCUCUCAGUUCUGUUGCAGUGUGCUCUCACCAGCUCUCCAGCACAGUCAGUGGCCAUUAAGUUAAGACUUUUUGCUUUUGUCUUAUGGUCUCUUGCCUGAAAUUUUUUAUUUUUUUUCUUCUUCCUUGCUGGUUUGUUUUAUGUAUAUCUAUUCUUGAGCUGUAAAACCUGCUGAGAGGGAAAAUGUCUUCCAAUUCAAUGCAUUGAAUCUGUUCCUCCUGUGUGCAGCCCAGCUGGACGGCUAUAAGAAGGUUCUAAGUCAGCUUCUAAGAAGCUGGAAAGGCCCAAAGAGACACUCCACUGCUCAGAUACAAAAAAUAAAAAUCACUGUUUAGUGGAUAGUCCCCGCCCAGACUUUAAGUGUUCAAUCAAUGUGAAAUCUUUGCACGGCAGGUGCUCUGGCAAUUGCUGCCCUUUAAUUCCAUUGCUAAAGAUAACCAGAUCAGGAAGUACCACAGCAGCACAGAGUAAAGCCCCUUUUGGAGGAACAUCUGUGGCUAAGGCACAAUGAUUUUGGCUUGAUUCUUUAAGGAAGAUUUGAUUUGUAAUUACUAUUCAUCUGUGGCAGAAUAUCAGAAUGACAUCUGAAUUCCUGGCAGUUUCUUAAUCAGAAAACUUUAAAUCUUCCUGCUAAUAAGAGUCUUCCCAAUGUAGCAAGUAAGGCAGAGAGGUUUAGAAACUGGUCAGCCGAUUCAGCUUCUAAGAACUCCCUUUUGUGAUAUACCUUUUGAACAGGGAAGACUGUUUGUGUCACAUUUAGAUGACUUGUUCAAACAGCAUAAGGGAAGGAAGUUUUACCAGAAGAUAGAAGUAACAAAAAGUUGAACAAAACUUUUUUCUACAGAAGCGGAGCCUCUGAUAGAGAUUCCUUAGGUAGACCCACUGCUUGAAUAAACAAUAGACAUCAGUUUGACUUUAAAAACAAAGUAACUUCUUUGAGUAAAAGGAUCAUAGACUAUUGGUGCACUCCAGGUGGGAUGAAUUAUUCUAGGGUUUUUCUCAUACUGGAACAACACUUCCACAAACACUGAAUCCUAUCUUUCAUGCAAAGAGGCUACUGAUUAAGGUUAUGCGACCUUCUUCCAAGUGGUUUUCUGUCCGUAACCAUUCAUUUUCGCUGUACGGCUUUAGUACCCUUUCAGUAAAAUCCAGGUGAUUUUAAUGAAAAAGGUAUUAGAAACUCUACCACAAGAAGAACCGUUUAUGGGGACCUAUUCGAGGCUUUUCUUGGCUUAGAUACCAGAUGGCACUUAUUAUUAUUAUUAUUAUUAUUAUUAUUAUUAUUAUUAUUAUUAUUAUUAUUGGUAUUUAUAUAGCGCCAGCUUAAUCCGCAGCGGUUUACAAUAAAAGGGGAAUUUACCAAAUGAGACAAUAACAAAGUGUAACAGGAACAAUAGGUCAUUGAGGACCUUGCUAAAACGAGCUUACAGUCUAGAGGAGGAGGGGGAUAAAACCACAAUAGGAAGGGUAUUGAGAGAGACCGCAAAUAUACAUGGUGGGAAAGUAGCAGAACUGGAGGAGAGAGUGGAAUGUGGCCCUAUAGGAUAGAGCGAGAGGAAGUAUUGAGAGAUAGAAGUUACUCUUGGAAGCUAUAACCAUUCCUAAAAAUAUGGGUUUUGAGAGACUUCUCAAAAGAUUGAAGACUAGGGGAGAGUCUGACAGGGGUGGGCAGGCUGUUCCAAAGGAAAAGAGUUGUCCGUGAGAAGUCUUGCAGGCAUAUAUUUGCAGUAAGGGUGAGAGCAGCAGACAGGCGAAGGUCACUAGUAGAGUGGAGAAACCGAGAGGGGGGCAUACCUGUGAGGAAAUGUAAGAGGGGCUAGAGUUGGUUAGAGCUUUAUAGGUAAGGGUUCAAAUAUUAAAUUGACAUCUGUAGGAUACAGGAAGCCAGUGUAAGGAUCGACAGAGGGGUGAGGUGUGAAAGGAGCGACAGUAGUGAGAGAUCAGCCUGGCAGCAGCAUUCACCACUGAUUCUAGAGGGGCAGUAUGGCUUCUGAGGAGACCAGUUAGGAGAGCAUUACAGUAAUCGAUGCAAGAGAUUACUAGAGCACGAUCAGGCUCCUUGGCAGCAUCUUGCGUAAGAAAGGAGCGUAUGCGGGCAAUGUUUUUAAGUUGGAAUCGACAGGUUUUAGCAACAGAUUGGACAUGAGACGCAAAGGUGAGGCCAGGAUUAAAAGUGACACCAAGACAGCGAGCUUGAAAGGAUGGGGUGAGGCAGGUACCGUCAACCUGCAGGGAGAGUGAAGGAGGAGGAUCAGUAUUCUGAGGAAGAAAAACAAGAAUCUCCGCUUUAGAGAGAUUGAGUUUCAGAAAGUGGGAGAACAUCCAAUCCGAUAAAUAAGAAAGGCAAUUGGUGACAUGUUGUAGGACAGGUCAGGGAAGAAGAGAUAUAUCAGGGUGUCUUCACCGUACAGAUGGUUGUGGAAUCCAACUGAAUUAAUGAGUUUGCCAAGAGAGGCAGUAUAGAAAGAGAGAGAACAAAAGGGGACCAAGAACUGAACCUUGAGGGACUGAGACAGGAUGAGGAGAGGAGAUGCUGUUGGAUAAAGAGACACUAAAGGAGUGUUGGGAGAGAUAGGAAGAGACGCAUGAGAGGGCUGUGUCACAAAGACCAAGAGAUUAAAGAGUUAGGAGAAGGAGGCCAUGAUCAACAAUGUCAAAGGCAGCAGAGCGGUCAAGCAGAAUUAGUAUGGAGUAGUGGCCUUUGGAUUUGGCUGUGAUUAGGUCAUUUGUAACUUUAAUAAGAGCAGUCUCAGAGUGGAGGGGGCAAAAGCCAGAUUGAAGAGGAUCGAGGAGGGAGUUGGAAUUUGGAAAAUGAGUCAUCUGAGUUAAGAGUCUUUCUAGAAGCUUUGAGGAAAACUGAAGCAGAGAUAUGGGAAAAUAGUUGGAAGUGGAGGAUGGGUUCCGGGGGAUGGCUUUUUAAAGAUGGGUACAACCGUAGCAUGCUUAAGAGGAGCAGGGACAACACCAGAUGAAAGAGAACAGUUUAGGAUGUGUGUAAAGGAUUGUACAAGACAAGGGGUGAGAGCUCUGAUGAGGUGAUUAGGUACUGGAUCAAGUGGACAGGUGGUGGGAUAAGAGGAAGGGAGAAGCGCAGCCACCUCCUGUCAAGUAGCUGGAGGGAAGUCUUGUAGGGUAGGGAUGGUAUGGUCCAAGUGCGGUUGAGAUAGAGAUGGGAAAAGGGGGGAGAAUUAAUUCCUUAACUGUUUAAUUUUGUCAGUAAAGCAACAUGCAAAGCUAUCCGCUAAAAGAUUAGUUUGUGGGGUAGCCACAACAGGACAAAGAAGAGAGUUAAAAGUAUUAAAGAGAUUCCUAGGAUUACUGGAGCAUGAACUUAUGAGAGAAGAAAAGAAGGACUGUUUAGCAAGGGUGAGGGCUGCACUGUAUGUAGUGUAGAAAGUCCAACAAGGUGCGAGACUUCCUCCAGCAGCAUUCAGGUGAACAGGAGCAUCUCUGCAGGUGGCAGGCUGACUUAGUGUGCCAUGGUUGGACGCGCGCCGUCCUUGAGGAGCAUGCUUGGAGCAGGGCUGCAGCAUCGAGGGUAGCAUUAGAUGAGGAGAUUGCCAGAGAGAGACAGAAGAAGGUAGGGAUGGAUGAGAGUUUGGAAUGAAGAUCAGCUGAGAGUUGCUGGAGGUCGAGAGAAUUCAGAUUUCUCAUGGGUUGUGGGGACACUCAAGAACAAAUGAUGGUAGGUGGUGGCCUGAUAGAGGAAAUGUAGUAUUAGAGAUUGGAGACUUAGCAUGCAUUUGAAAAAAUAAAAUCUACGGUAUUGCCCGCUACAUGUGUGGGAGAAUUAGCCAUUGUGACAGCCCAAAGGAGGAGGUGAUUGAAAUGAGUUUUGAGGCUACUGAGGACAAGGGUGGGUUAAUGGGAAUUUUGAAUUCCCCUAGAAUUAGGGAUGAGAUAUUGCUUGAGAGGAAGUAAGGUAGCCAGGCAGCAAAAUUGUCAAGGAAGAGACCCGGAUAACCUGGGGGCCGAUAACUGCAAUGUUUGCAGAUAUGGGUUUGAAUAAGUGAAUUGAGUGAAUUUUAAAGGCAGAGAAGGGGGUGGGUAGAGGUUGGAAGGAGCAGUGGGGAGAAAGGAGAAACACUACACUACCAUUUUGUCUUGUGUGGUGCGUAAAUUGUAGAUGACCAUAGAAUAAUAAGGCAGGGGCAGCUGUGUCAGAAGGAGAGAGCCAAGUUUCCGUUAUAGAAAGUAAGUUUAGAGAGUGUGAGGUGAAUAAGUCAUGGGUAGAAGUAGAUUUAGUUAUGUUGCACACAGAGCGUGCAUUCCAGAGGGCAGAAUGGAAGUAGGGCUUAAAGGGAGAGUUACAACUGUACCCAGUUGAUGGAAUGAAAAUGGAGGCAUAAAGAUUCAAAGAAAUCCACCUAAGUUAGCUGAAGCUAUUUGGUUAGUUAUUUUGUUAUAAGAUUGGAGAGGUUUCUGGGUUGGACACAAGGUAGGUAGGUAGGUAGAUGUAUCGGCCACCCCGCUAGUGGAGGGGUUUCCAGCGCCAGAGAUGUCCUUUCUCCCUAGAGUAUAAAGUGCUGAAAUAUCCCCAAGCAUCAAUCCAAGCGGUGAAAAAGUAGGUAUAGCUGUGAAGCUCUGAUAAGAGCUAGUGGUUAUAGCUUGUAUAGCAGGUCCCUACAAACGCGAGGCGAGGAUCUAUGUUGAGGGUAAAGCUGGACUGAUUUUAAUGGUGUCACACUUGGCCUUUUAUGACAGUUCCCAUGCAGGGGGCAUUCCCAGAUGGACCUUGUUGGGGACUACAAUACAAAAUUAAACCAAUAACAACAGGGUUAUACUGUAUGACACUCCCACCCAUAGCAUACAAUCCAUCCCCUCUGCCUGGAAGAUAAUUGAGUCAAUUACUGUAUCAACUCAAUUAUUUCCAGGUGAAAAGGAACAUAAUUUACAGACAAUAUGAAAGUACCCGAAAAACUCAUAUAAACCCCACAAAAAGUAUAUCUCCUGAUUGCCCCGAUCUGGGUGAGCAACAUAUCUAAAAAUCACCCAGAACGGUUCAGGGUUUCGGGAGUUCCAUGGAAGUCUUCUUUCUGACCGAUCGCACACAAGGCUCCAGUCCAGAAUAGUUCUAUAGAGUUCAAGUUGUGCGGCCAGUCUUUCGGGAGCUUCAAUUACACGAAAUGUCACAAAUAACUGUUCUUGGGAAAGCUAGUCGUGUGCCCCUCAUUCGGAAGUUGGUUUUCACCGAACGCUGCCUCUUUUGGAUGACUUUGAAUGAACAUAGGUGAUCCUGGAAGUCUCAGCGGUGUUCAGGCAGCUGAGUGUCCGAAAAUAGUUCCAAACACCACUGGGCGCGUUCGACAAAACAAGAGGCCCCAUGUCUGUGCAUAGAACGUUCAGUGUUGUGGUUAGAGCAAGUGUUAGUAAGGUCAGUUGGGUCAAUUGGCGGCACACGACUGCUCUGGGUGGUCCAAAUGUUCGGUAUAUUAUUUGGUAUACGAACCAGCUGGGGAAAAUCUCUUCAUUUGGGUUCGUAUACCGAUCCAGGCAAAGCAAACAUAAUCUCUAGGAACAGGGCAUCUGUUACAGUAGAGGCGAGAUUACGGUUUGGAGAGACAUCGCCAGCUGCCAGGAGCAGAAGCAUAGAAAUUAAGAGAAGAUGGGAGUAAGAUUUGAAUGCUUGUAUUUUGAGGUUUCAGAAGGAGUUGGAGGAGAAAGGGUAGAUGGGUAUAGUGAUAGUAAUGAGAGAAGUGAGGGUAAAACUGAAAAAUAGUACAGAGAACUUACAGGCUUAUCCUGCAUCUAAGAACAGAUUUAUAGUCGUAAAGAAGUGUUGCAGGGAAAUCUUACUUUCUGACACUCACUUUUUUUCAAACAGGUUUCUGGCUGAACUCAUGCGAUCUGACGGAUGCUUUUCUGUGUGUGUGUGUGUGUGUGUGUGUGUGUGUGUGUGUGUGUGUGUGUAUGUAUGUAUGUAUGUAUGUAUGUGUAUAUAUAUUUACCAUUAUUUAUUCAGAUGGAUGUUUUUUUCUGCCCAUAGAAAAAAAGGAAAUAUUCCAUUGGCAACUCUUGUGGGCACUAAUCUCAGACAUCUGUUCCAUAGGUCUCUUUACAGCAGCAGCAAAUCUAUCAGUUAGAUGGUCCAAGGCAAAAAUGAGCCCAUUGCAGAAAAAAAAUGGAUACGUCUUUCUAAACCACUUGAUGAGACUAGAGUCUUUGACUUUACGGAGUUUCCUUGGUGUACAACAUCUCAGUUCCUUACAAAGUAUCUGUCUUUUCAAUUGUACAGUUUUGUGAUAAUCACACGGACACUUUCAUAUUUGGCUAUGAAGCUCAUCUGUGUACCCAGUUGAUGGAAUGAAAAUGGAGGCAUAAAGAUUCAAAGAAAUCCACCUAAGGGAGCUGAAGCUAUUUGGUUAGUUGUUUUGUUCUUCAGGCCAUGCCUCCAGGGACAACACUUGCAGUUAAGAAUGGACAAUUCAACAGCAGUUGUGGAUGUGUAUCAACAGAGAGGGACUCAUUCUCUGCUCCUGGAACAUUUUUGCGCCAGGAUCAUUAUCUGGUCAGACCUUCAUCUGCUAUCAAAUUCUAAGGUCCACAUAAGAGGAAAAACCAAUACGCUAAGCCAACGCUCUCUUUUUUAACAAGAAGACUGGUCUCUCUCUCACCAGCUUUUUCAAAUAUAGCAGAGAGAUUUGGUAGACUGGAGAUAGUUCUGUUGGCUUCAAAAAGCAAACUAAAAGAUUUACAGAAUUGCUUCUCUCCAUCUAGCAGUAAACCCAUUUUUUUUUUUAUUUCCCCAAGGCACUGGUUUUGCAAUGGAUUUUCACCUGGCAUUUAUUUUUCCCCAUCAGGAAAUUGGUUCCUCCUUGGGAUUUGAAUUUGGGUCAUUUCAGCCUUCUGUGAUGCUCCAUUGGAGCCCUUGGAUUCCUGUUGUCUUAAGAUAUUCCGUGUAAGACAGUCCUGUGGUAGCUAAACAUCUGAGGGAACUUAAGGCCUUGGCUUCGUCUCCUCCUCAUUUAAUGUUUAAUUUGGAUAAAGUGGUCCUUAUUCUUCAUCCUUCCCUUUCUUCCAAAAGUUUCUUCUACAUCUUAUAUAAUUCAGGGAAUUGGACUUCCACCAUUUUGCCUAUUUCCUUGGAACACUACAGAAAGAAAGUUUCAAGGCCUACAUGUGUAACACUCUGCAGUAUUACCUGUACAAGACCAGCCUUUUUUCGUCAUUCUGAUUCUCCUUCUUUAAGGACUGAAGAAGGAUCUUCUGGCAUCCAAAAGGUCUUAACAAAAUGGUUUAAGGAAGCAAUUUAACUGUUGUGCAGGUGUUCUUCUAAUGUUCCUCCUCCUCUGCAUUUACAGGCGCAUCCUGCAAUGGCUGUUGCUGCUUUGGGAGCUUUCGGGCUUCCACUACUCGUUCAAGGAUUUGCAAAGCUGCUGCCUGGUGGUAUCUUCAUGCUUUCUCUAAACGGUUUUUGGUUGGACUUAUUGGCAUCUGUGAAUUCUGUUUUUGGGCGUAAAGUAUUAUAGGCUGUGGUGUUAUGACUUUCCGCCCUUAAGGGAUUGCUUGUUUAUCCUAUGUGUAGUGCACUGCCUCUAAUCUGGAGGGAAAAAUUCUAAUUUUACUUACCGUAAAUUUCUUUUUCUUAAGGAUUGGAGGCAGUGCACGUAUUUCCAACCUUGGUUAUUAAAUAUAUUUUGCAAUUACUUGGCUUGUGUAUUUUCUGGGGUUGUGGCUUGGAGUUCUCUGAGUUAUACCUAUGGGAGGAGGAGCCUAACCAUUAAAAUUUUAAGUGUUUGCCUGCCUUUUCUGUCCAGACUAAAGUAUAUCCCAUGUGUAGUGUAUUGCCUUUAAUCCUUAGGAAAAAUACAUUUACGGUAAGUAAUGAUUGAAUUUUCUCCCUCUGUUGACAUAAAGUAGUCUGGGUGCAGUGUCCCUGUUCUUUUAAUCAUGUAAUGUUAAACAUUGCAGUUUUCCAGAAACUGCAAUGUUUACAUUAAAGGAUUAAGACUGCCUCUAGUGGCCAUCUACCGGACAGUGAUUUGAGGCACUACCUGGAAAUUCAGAGUUUGACUCUGUGAAAUAACGCUAGAUGUCCUCACGCUUUGUCUUGAAAAUCCCUGUAGGAAAGUAUUCAGGCAAUUCUUUCCUGUAAGGUAGGCCUAAUGUGCACGCCGCGCAUGUGCAUUCCCACCCUCUCUUCCCCCCCCCCCCCAUAUUGGCUCAUGGCAGAGGAGAAGCGUGACCUCACCGCUGGAAUUGGGUAAGUGUAAAAAUGUGUUUUUGUUUUGACCUUUUAAAUGCCUAUGGGUGGAAGGGGGCUGUGAGGGAGAUGACUGUCCCAGAGGGCACUAUAUUGUUAGAAAUACAGUUUUGUAUUCCUAACACUAUAUAGUUUUCCUUUAAGAACAAUUUAUAGUGAUGGCAAGCAUAUAUAUUUACUGGAAUCUUGUUCCACACCCUUCUCUAUAUUAUUAUUAUUAUAAUUCCUCCAUUUCAUCAUGCAUUUAAUCUACUUUAUGAUCUGUGUACUGAUAUGUCUAAACCUACUAACAUACAAAAAUUGACUACAGUAAUAGAAACAAUGUUUUUUAAGAGAAGGAGAAGCAUGUUUAUUUAACUUUUUUUCUUUUGUUGGUUUCACUUGCUCUUUUAAACAAGCAUAUCAGGGAAAUCCAGUUAAAUUUUUCAUUUACAAAAUGUGCAGCUCUGUAGAGCAGCAAGGAAUGUGUUUGCCAUAUUCUAAAUAGGAAGCAUAGUGUUGGCUGAGAUCCUUUCAUCCAUUAAAAAACUACAGAUGCUUUUACAUCAAACUGAGAAAUGAGCCACGUUAGUUUAAUUCUGCAACAUGCUUUUCCAUGACGUACAUGCACCUUUAAAGUAGUUUCUCUCCAAUAUUUCCUGUCAUUUUAUUCAAGUAUAUAUAAUGCGUCCCCUUUUGUUUCUUAAUACACAGAGUAGCUACACAAAGAUAUUCUAUAGUACUGCUGUGUGGUCUGAGACCGAUUGCAAAGCAUGCUGGUCUGGUGUAGGAGCAAGUUGUCUCAAAGGUAUCAUGUAUAAAUUUACCAGCCCUUUGGCUAGCACAAUUUAAAAGGGACACUAUAGGCACCCAGAUCACUCGGUUUGGGUGUCAUGUCCCUGUCUGUUUAACCCUGCCAUGUAAAACAUUGCCAUUUUGUAGGAAUGGAAAUGUUUACAUUGCAAGUUAACCCCUUAACACCGUUAUGGCGUUCGAUGCCGUCCCGCAUUAAAUGGGCUUUAAAGCCGUUGCGGCGGCAUAGAAUGCCGUAACGGCUGAAGCCCUCAGGAGAUCGGAGGUAAUUACCGCCGCCGCGAUCCUCUUCUGGAGGGCUGCCUGACCGCCCAGGCAGCCCUCCCCCGGCAAAUGAGGCCCCCGGGAUUUGCUGAAUCCAAAUAUGUGCUUUUUUUGCAGUAAAAGCUAACAGUAUUAUGACAUUUACAGCUAAAAUAUGAGGCGGAACUACAAAUGUUUAAAAAAAAAAGUACAUUUCUCAGUUUUUUUUUUAUUUUAUUCAUAAUAAAUUAUGUUUCAUAUAUAAAUAUUUGAUAUAAAAUGAAAGCCCUGUUUCUCCUGAACAAAAUGAUAUAUAAUAAGUGUGGGUGUACUUAAUAUGAAAGAUGUGAAUUACGGUUGAACUGACAUAUAGCGCAAAUUCCAGUUUUUCUUUACAUUUUGUUUUGAUCAGAAAGUGUACUAUUGACUCCGUCCUGAAGGGGUUAACAUGCCAUUAGUGCAUGUCUUCCAUCCCUGUAGCCUUUGGAUUGGAGCAGUGCAGCACUUUGUCAUGUGUACUGGCCAGGCAAUGAGAUCAUUUACACUCAAAGAGGCAGAGUGCUAUCGUGGAGAUAGCAAGUAAAACUCUCCUUUCAAACCCUCAUUUGGGGGGGGGGGUCAGGAGUCAGGACAUGUAUUCCUUACACUUUAGUUUUCAUUUAAAGACUCUAUUGCAUGACUAAACAUUUGUAAAUUGUUCUACAAAAAUCAGAAAUUAAAAUAUAGUGUGCUGUCUUUUUUUUUUUUUUUUAAUAUUUUGGACAUCCAAGAUAUGAUUACAUUUUAAGCAAAACUUUGGCUCAAAAACACAAGAUUGAGAAAGUCUUGUGGUUUUUGAGAUAAAAUAGACAUUGCCAGACUGGGAGAUUUAAUCUUAAGUUCCAAUUCUUACAAAUUUUGGCUGAUUACGUGAUUGUCCAAAGUCCUAAACUCCAAAUGGCCAUGUGAUCAGAUUACAUCUCCUGCAGUAGACACAUAAAUAUGGUGAAUGCAUCUUAAUAGAACACUAUAGCGUUAGGAAUACAAAUGUGUACAAAUACAAACUUUUGGUCUCCAUGGGGAAACUCCACCGCCUUAGCUGAAAACAUAAAGAUCGAUGAUUUCAACCAACCAAAUGCUUUCCCACAGGAAAGCCUUGUGAGGCCUUUGAGGUUGUAUUAUAAAUAAUAUAAUAAAACCUCAAAAGCCCUUUUCUUAAUUUUGGUAUUUCAUUUGUUUAGUAGGUAGCUCCCUUGUUUGUUAUCCUUACGUGAGAUUGCCAUAUUUAACCCCUUCAGGACCGAGGACGGUUCAGGACAGUCAUCGGCAUUUUUGCAUUGCCGACCGGUGACGGUUCUGAACCAUCCUAAUGGUCCAAUGUACUUAACCGAUCGCCGUCGUUCCCCCGGCAGCGAUUAGUGUUGCUCCCAUUGUGGGGAGACUGCCUGCAGCCCAGACAGUCUCCCCAUGGCGGAUUGGGGCCAUGUGAUCACUCAACAGAGCGAUCACGUGGUCACAAUAGGUGUCCAUGUGUAUGCCUGCUGGGGGACUGCCUGUGCUAAUAAAAAAAGUGUUAAUAAAAAAAAUAAAAAAUUAUAUGUGUGUGUGUGUGUGUAUGUAUGUAUGUGUGUGUGUGUGUGUAUGUGUAUAUAUAUAUAUAUAUAUAUAUAUAAUUAAUUAUAUAUUGUAUAUAAAUAUUAUAAAAUACAAAUAAGUAAUUUAAAUUAAAUAAAAACAUGUAAAAAUAAUUAAAAAAAUAUAUCUAUGUGAAAUUUUAUUCUAACUGUAUUAUGAUCGUAAUAUAUAUAUAUAUAUAUAUAUAUAUAUAUAUAUCUCAAAAUACACUUAGAAUGAAAUUGUGUAUAUAUAAAUAAAAAUACGAAAUAUACAUAUGUCCAUAUACAAAAUUACAUUAAUUAUAUAAAUAUACACGUAGACUUCAAAUAUAUAAAUAUGCAUAUAUAUUUAAAUUCUACGUGCGUAUUUAUGUAAUAUUUUUACAUAAUUAAGUAAUGUUAUUGAUUGCAAUUUGAGGGACCUGCCUGACAACCCAGGCCGAAAGUCCAAAGAAUUUAAUUUGCUAGCACUGUAUUUUACCCUGGACCCUGUAACUUUCUAUGACACCCUAAAACCUGUACAUGGGGGGUACUGUUUUACUCGGGAGACUUCGCUAAACACAAAUAUUAGUGAUUCAAAACAGUAAAACAUAUCACAGUGAUGAUAUUGUCAGUGAAAGUGACUUUUUCUUGCAUUUUUCACACACACACAGCACUUUUACUGAUGAUAUAAUUGUUGUGAUACGUUUUCCUGUUUUGAAACACUAAUAUUUGUGUUCAGCAAAGUCUCCCAAGUAUAACAGUAGCCCAAUGUACAGGUUUUAUAGCAUUUUUGAAAGUUACAGGGUCAAAUAUAUGGGUCAAAUAUUUUUACAUUGAAAAAGGCCAGGUUGGUUACGUUGCCUUUGAGAGAGUAUGGUAGCCCAGGCAUGAGAAUUACCGCCAUGACGGCAUACCAUUUGCAAAAGAAGACAACCCAAAGUAUUGCAAAUGGGGUAUGUCCAGUCUUUUUUAGUAGCCACUUAGUCACAAACACUGGCCAAAAUUAGCGUUCUAUUUAGUUUUUUACUUUUUUCACACACAAACAAAAAUGAAUGCUAACUUUGGCCAGUGUUUUUGACUAAGCGGCUACUAACAAAGACUGGACAUACCCCAUAUUGAAUACCCUGGGUUGUUUACUUUUAAAAAAAUAUGUACAUGUGGGGUGUUAUUCAGAGAUUUAUGAUAGAUAAGUGUUACUAGUGUCACUAUUGAUAAAUUUAAAAAAUGUAUGUUUUGAAACCACAAUAUCCUACUUGUACCUAUAGCCCUAUAACUUGCAAAAAAAAGCCCAUAAACACUGGGUAUUUUUAAACUCAGGACAAAAUUUAGAAUCUAUUUAGCAGUUUUUUUCAUUCGCUUUUGUAGAUGAGUAAAAUAUUUUUCAAGUAAAAGUCGAAAAACAUGUUUUUUUCAAUUUUUCAUCAUUUUUUAUUUUUUUUAAAUUAAAUUACACGAGAUUAUAUAAAUAAUGGUAUGUAAAGAAAGCCCCUUUUGUCCUGGAAAAAAAAAAUAUAAUUUGUACGGGAACAGUAAAUGAGAGAGGAAAAUUACAGCUAAACACAAACACCACAAACACAAUCGAAAACACACAAUCACAUACAUAAUUAUUGAAAUACACACACAAAAAUCACAAUUCAUAAACCCACAUUUUGUAAUUAAGAGGUCCACCCAGCCUCCCUACUUUGCUCUUGGAGCGCUGGAGUGAAUCCUGUCCCUGGUGGCCAGUGGUUUCUGAUAUCAGCAGAUGGGUUUAUUCGUUAAAACUGUAGAUAGGUCUGCGACGGCCGUCUACAGACCGUUUUCAGUAUUACAAUGAGAUCCAUGAAGCGUUGAAACUCAGGCUUGAUGAUUACACUCUGAUAGGUAUUGGGCAACUGGCAUAACCCAGCCCCAUUCACAAUCGUCAUGGGGCUAACAAUAGGAACGACUUUGGUGAGUGCUAGGUGGAUGCUGCCUCUCUAAGGCCAACUCCCAAAGGACCUUACAUAAAGUAAAAGCAAUAAAAGUGCUAAUCCAGGGUACAUGCUGGACUUUUUCCAUGAGCACAUGCCAAUUACCGAUUUUGAUAUUACAUGACAAAAAGUCAUGAUUUUAUUAAAGACAACCAGGAGUCCAACCAGGUAACAAUCCAAUGAAUUGGGACAAAUCCAUCACAGGAAACAAGAAAUCGCCAACUUAGAUGAUUCCAUUAUACGAUAAUCAGUUGGAGUCCAUCAAACCAGUCCGAAUUAGGCUGUGAAAACAUAGACAGGAGCCACAUGGUUAUUUCAGUCCUUGCAACUUUUAUCAGACAAUCAGGAGACCUAAGAACAAUACAAAAUGUAUACUGACCAAAAAGGCUAUAGCAAUAAUAUCCCCACUAACCUUAAUAUAAACCUUAUCCAAACAUAAACUUACCAGGAAGGGAAUAUGUAAACCAAGACAGAAGUGUAUCUAGGGUGGGACAAUACUUACCUCCGUAUCAUUAAUAAAAUCAUGACUUUUCGUCAUGUAAUGGCAAAAUCAUGUAAUUUUAUAACAAGACAGAGGCUCAUACUGCAAGUUCAAAGCUGACUAACAACCGUAGAAAAAACGAGUCACCGGUCAAAAAUAAAAUUCACGGAAAGUAGAUUUCUAAGACCAGUACGCGGUCCUCAUCAGAUCCUCCAACUGUGCUCCUGAGGUCCUCAUCGACGAGGCCGAAGCACCCCGGACAGAAUGGACUCCAAACACCGAAGUGUCGACACAUGCCUGUUGCAACACCCAACCUCAACCAAUGAGCCAUGGUAGUACUAGUCACCGGGGAAAAAGGAAGUCGAAGGGAUAGAAAAAGAUGGCGACCGAUGCGGCUCAGUGCGAAUCUCAUAUUCCUGUAAACAAGCCACCAGACGCAAUGCUGGAGCUGAAGGCAAGGUUGCAUAAGAAACCAAUCGAAUCAAAGUCUUUGUGCGUCUGGAUAUAUUAAGUCACCCAGUUGGGAGUGAAGAAGCGAGCAUCGAAAUCCAAGGCACUAACAUCCGAAACCCUCUUACAGGAUACCAGGCAAAGCAGUGUCACCAAUUUUGCCAAUAAUUGGCGCAAGGAAAGGUCUGCAUUAGAGGGCCAUGAGACAAACAAUGAUAGCACUAUGGAGACAUCCCACAUAGAAGAGCAUCGCAGUCAAGGUAGGCGAGAUACGCAGGAGUUACGAAGAAGCCGGUAUACUAAGGAAUGUUGUCCUACCGGACAACCCUCGAAACCCUGAUGGGCUGAAGAAAUGGCUGACUUGCCUACAUUUAUUGUUCGGUAGGCCCAUCCAGCUUCAAAUAGAGACGUGAGCAAUUGGAGAAUUGCCAUUACAGGCGCUGAAAGGGGAUCCAGGCACCAGCCAGCCCAAGAUCUCUAUCAUGACCCAUAUGAUCUUUGAGUUCCAGGAGCCCAUGCAUCCACCAAGAGGCGCCGAGUUGUGCCCGAAACUCCUGAGAUCUGUCAGGGUCCCCUGAAUUCCGGCAAGCCCUCAACAGGAGGGAUCCUUCCAGUAGGAGAGGAUGGUGAUGUCCUGCUGGGUUCUGAAGUAGGUCCGGACGUAUCGCGAUAACCUGGGGACAUUUAUUGCCAACUCCAGCAGUUGAGGGAACUGCGACGGAGUCCCCCAGAAUAGGAUUAAGAGAUCCAACUCCGCCACUUUGUGGUGAACCUGAAGCAGUGUCCUGGGAAGCAAAUGAAUGAAAAAUGGAAAGCGUAGAUAAGAGGUCAAUGGCAAUCCUGCAGGAAAGCAUCCACCACCUCUGCGGCUGGGUCUAGAUGCCAGCUGAAGAAACUGGGUAGCUGGGUGUUGAUGCAAAUAGGUCUAUGAUAAAGGGAUCCCAAAGGGACAAAAUAGUGCAGAACACCUCUACAUCCAAUCUCCAAUCGUGCUGUCCGAGAGAUAAUGUGAGUUCCAAUCCGCCUGAACAUUGUGCAGGCCCAGUAGGUAUUCUGCCUGGACCACCAGAUUCCGUGCUAGACAAAACUUCCAGAAGUCCAUUGCCAAGCGAGCCAACAGUGCCGACUGGGUGCCGCCCGUGUGGUUGACAUAUCAAACUGCUGAUAUGUUGUCUACGCGUAGGCGAAUGCAGACAUUGUCCCCUUCGCAAAACUCUGAAUCGCAAAGGAUCCCGCUAGAAGCUCCAGAGCAUUGAUGUGCAUUCUGGAUUCUCUCUCCGACUAGCGCCCUUCUGUGGACACCCCUUCCCAUUGGUUGCCCCAGCCAUGGAGGCUUGCAUCUGUGUCUAUGGUGAACGCCUGCUGAGAUCCGAAUAUGGCCCUACCGUUUUAUGCACUUAGAUUGUGAAUCCACCAAGGCAAUUCGUCUUUCGUUUCCCUGUCUAGUGAUAUCAGGUCCACAUAUGGUGCUCCCUAGCGAAGAUGUGCAAUCUUCAACCGCUGGAAAGCUCAAUAGUGAAGAGGAGCUGGGAACACUGCCUGGAUCGACUAUGCCAACAGUCCAAUCAAUUUUGCCAAGUGACGCAGGGUGAGAUGCGGUCGGGUAAGUGCCCUGCGAAGCUCCUUGUAGAUUGUCUGAACUUUUCACACAGGCAGGCUCAAUGAGUCCUACUCAGAGUUCACAAGGAAGCCCAAGAAUUCCAUGCGUCUGGAUGGUGUCGAACAAGAAUUCUCCCAAUUGAUGAGAAAAGCCGGUCAGGUCAGCAGAUCCACCGUCCAUCGCAGAUCAGAAUAUCGUACAGAUAAACGAACACCCAGACUGCAGAGCCAGGACAUAGCUGGACAUAGCAGCCUGGGGAAGCACCAAGGCGCCGAAGAGAGACCAGGGACAAGGCCGAGGACAUAGUGCCCAUCGCGACCAUAAUGGCGUCAGUCACAGACCUCUGGAGCGCCAAUAAAUGAGCGUCCUUCCUGCAGGGAUCGGGGUCCCCUGCCGAGGGGUGGGGGGAAGCCAGCCGUAGAUGGGGCCUCAACCAACAGUAGAGGGGUGUCCAAGUCUCCAGGGAUAGAUGGUCAUACAGGGACCUUUGGCUUAGGCAUGUCUAAACUGAUCUAAGACCCACAAAAUAUACUGAUACAGAAAAGUUAAUGCAAUAGGAAUGCUGUCAGGGGAAAAUGAAGGAAACCGUGAGGGUUAGUCACCCAAACUAGCACGACAGAAAGGAGCUCACCAGGGCCCAGACCAGCAGCAAGAGACACCAGGCAGCAGGAGGAGGAUAGAAACAUAGAAACAUAGAAUGUGACGGCAGAUAAGAACCAUUCGGCCCAUCUAGUCUGCCCAAUUUUCUAAAUACUUUCAUUAGUCCCUAGUCUUAUCUUAUAGUUAGGAUAGCCUUAUGCCUAUCCCACGCAUGCUUAAACUCCUUUACUGUGUUAACCUCUACCACUUCAGCUGGAAGGCUAUUCCAUGCAUCCACUACCCUCUCAGUAAAGUAAUACUUCCUGAUAUUAUUUUUAAACCUUUGUCCCUCUAAUUUAAGACUAUGUCCUCUUGUUGUGGUAGUUUUUCUUCUUUUAAAUAUAGUCUCCUCCUUUACUGUGUUGAUUCCCUUUAUAUAUUUAAAUGUUUCUAUCAUAUCCCCCCUGUCUCGUCUUUCCUCCAAGCUAUACAUGUUAAGAUCCUUUAACCUUUCCUGGUAAGUUUUAUCCCGCAAUCCAUGAACCAGUUUAGUAGCCCUUCUCUGAACCCUCUCUAAGGUAUCAAUAUCCUUCUGAAGAUACGGUCUCCAGUACUGUGUACAAUACUCCAAGUGAGGUCUCACCAGUGUUCUGUACAAUGGCAUGAGCACUUCCCUCUUUCUACUGCUAAUACCUGUCCCUAUACAACCAAGCAUUCUGCUAGCAUUUCCUGCUGCUCUAUUACAUUGUCUGCCUACCUUUAAGUCAUCAGAAAUAGUCACCCCUAAAUCCCUUUCCUCAUAUGUUGAGGUUAGGACUCUAUCAAAUAUUCUGUACUCUGCACUUGGGUUUUUACGUCCAAGAUGCAUUAUCUUGCACUUAUCCACAUACAAGCGGAAACCGGAAUGAAAAAGCUGUGAAAAUCACCAGAUCGCGGUGAAAAACCCGCAAUUACGCAAGGAGAAAAAACUCCCAAAUGGAGAAAAUUUGUAUCGCGACCAAGGUGCGUUUGCGAGCCGCACGCAUCGGAGACAACCCGCAUAAGCGUUAGCGAACGAUUGAUCGGAUAUGAAAGAACCAGCAAAUGAACAACAUUCGUGGCCCAAAUCACGAGUAAAACAGGCGAACGGGUGUUCGAUUGCGAACUCCUGAACGUCUGAUACCACAAUGACACAAAGAGUGCCGAACGGGGGCACAAAACACAACAAAAAAGGAUGCCGAAAAGGCCACAGGGCCAGGUACAGUGGGCUAGACCCAAGCACCCCUGCAAGUAAAGUCAGAGAAAAAUACAGACCAGGAAGCAGAAAGGAAAAAAAAGGUGGGGGGGAUCCCCAAGUGAGAAGAGGAACAAAACCCCAGCUGGUUUGGGACCCUGAGCACAGAACCAAGUAAAUACACAAUAAAACAGGUACACAAACAGUCCUUACAAAGUAAACCCAAGGGCUAAUUUAAAGUAAAUUCCCCAGACAUAUAAUCACAAGUACACAAAAAACAGUACAACCAAAGCCUCAAGAGACAAAAUAAAUGGUACUUAACUGACUGUGGAGCAGCACAAAAAGAGGAAAUGUGUAGGGAGCUACUGACUAUUAUACUGGGACUUGGUAUGGGAGUAGCUUAUCACUAUGUAUGCCAUUUUUCUUACUGUUUUGUAUUCUUUGUUGCUAUUGAUGGACAGUAAAGAAAGGGAUAUGCAAUAUGAGCCUCCGUGUCUUGUUAUAAAAUCCUAUAUGCAAGAUUGCUCAGCCACGGUAUUCUAAAUUUAAUUUGAAGGGCUGUAUUCAGCACUUAAUUUGAGUGCUGCAUACAGACCAUUGAUCAGUCUGGAGCUACAGCUGAAAGAAGGGAGACCCAAGUGUGGACUGAUAUCUGGGUCUCCCUGGUGUGAGCAUGGAUUAAACUCUGCUCACAAAAUAUUCUAGCAAUAGGCAUUUACUCAUCUGAUCUGCUAAAACAUUAAAACCACUGACAUGUGAAGUGAAUAACAUUGGUAAUAUCAUUACAGUGGCUCCUGUCAAGGGGUGGGAUACAUGUGCUGGAAGGAAAAAUGGGCAAGUGAAAAGAUCUGAGUGACUUUGACAAGUCAAAUAGUGAUGGGUAGAUGACUGGGUCAGAGCAUCUCCAAAAUGGCAAGUCUUGUGGGAUGUCCCUGGUAUACAGGGGUUAGUACCUAUCAAAAGUGGUGCAAGGAAUGACAACUGGAGAGCCUGUGUCAGGAUCAUAGGUACCCAAGUCUCGUUGAUGUACGUGGGUAGCGAAGGCUAGCCCAUUUGGUCUGAUCACACAAAAGAGCUAGUGUAACACAUUAGUCUUUUUAUGUUGAGCAGGGUCCUCAACUCCCUAUUGUUCCGGUUACAUUUUGUUCUUGUCUCAUUUGGUAAAGUUUCCCCUCUUAUUGUAAAGCGCUGCAGAAUAAGUUGGCAUUAUAUAACUACCAAUAAUUAUGUUUUACUAUUUUAUUGUUUUCAUAGUAAUAAAGUUCCCUCCUUUUAUCCUUCCUUCAGGAUGCAUUCUCAUCUGUGAACACUUUUUUCAAGUUAUAUCCAUAAUGGGAAUAUUAUCCAGUAAAGCACUAAGGAUUGAGCAAUACUUAGAGAUUGUUAAAACUAUUUAUAUAUAUAUAUAUAUAUGUGUGUGAUUUUUGUCUAUGUAGAGCACUACAUUUUUUUGUCCUGUUUUCACAUGAUACCACGGACUACGCUUGAGUGAAAAAAGCGAAUAGGGAUUGUACCACUGUUUGUUGAUUUACUGGAGCUACUCAAGGCUCUACUACAUGUGAGUGCAUAGAUUAUACACUUACAUUAUUAUCCCAAACUGCCUUAUGUACUACACUAUAAGCUGUUCCUAUAUUCUGCUCUGUGUUCUGUCUUGGUGAGUGCAAGUAGAGUACUAUAUAGUGGAAAUAGAGUACAAGAAGAUAUCUCAUAUAUCCACAGGCACAAUAACUAACAUCUGGUAUGAAGCUCCACCUAAUGUAAAUGGCACUUCAUACUUGUAUAUGAUCUGACAUAUAGAUGUACUCCAACAUCAAAAUUUAAACGUUACAUAUAUAUGUAUAUAUAUUCUUUUUGUUUGUUUGUGUCUAGACAUUGCAUAUGAGCCUGGUGACAGGACUGUGUGGAAUCAAGAGAUGGUCUUUCUGCAUUACAUGUGCCUUCUCUCUCUGUGAACAAACAUGUCUCUCUUUUUAUUAAUGGAAACCUACAUUAUGCUGCCAAUAAUAACCUCAUCAGUAAUGACUAUUUAGUAGUGUAUAUGGCAUGUUCUGGCAGAUUCAAUGUUUUUUCUGCUGUUACAGGACUUUAUUUGUAGUGUAAAAAAAGUUAUUGUGCUCUCUCACUGUCUAUUGUGUUUUGUUUUAAAAGGGGCCCCUUGUGUGGAGGGGUUAGAUGUAGUUUGUUUUUUUUUGUUUGUCUUUUUUUUCUCCACACAUUUUUUAAACUCUUUUAAUGCCUGGGGUUUUUGUUUUCUCUCUAUACAGUUGAUUUCAGGAACAUUUGAACACCAAUUUUAAAUUCUUUAAAAAAAUCAUUGGUUGUUUUCACACAUUGGUACCAGCUGUUUAAAAAAUAAAAAAGUCUCCACAUUCCGCAGUACUCCAGGGAAUUCUCUGCUACUCAUAUCAUGGGGGGGAGGAUGGACAAACAUGUAUAUGUUGCAGUCUUUACUAAUGAUCAAUAACAUUUGGCACACAGCUCUUUUGGACACUGACGAGCAUAGUAGGAAUGUAGUCCAAGACAGCCAAAGAUGAGCUGUAUUAUGCUGCACUUAAAGUGAGCUUUGCAUACCAUUCUUUAAAUAUCUUUAAAUCAUAGUGCAUCAAUGUGCACUAAUUUGCAUAUUCAGUGACACCAUAAGUAGUAAUAUUCAGGGAUGUUUCUUGAAAUCUGAUAAUCCGUCAAAUGGUGUGUGUGGCAAACCUAGCCACUUCAGUUUAUGUUAUUAUAUGUCUACAGGUUGUCCUAGAAAAGCUGGUUCAAUUCUGUUAGUUUAUGUAUUUGUCUCUAUCUGUAAUAAAGAACAUUUGUAUGCUAACGGCUGAAAGCCUCUUGCAUUUAUAUGGUAGUUUCACGAACAGUGACUUUCCACACUGUUCGUGAAACGAAUAAAGUACCGAAUGGGAGCCCACACACAGAGGGUCGUGUGGCUCCCAUUAACAGAUUGCAACAUUGUAGCAAUUGGCUGCUAUUUGAUUUCCCGGAUGGCCGUCGUUCGGCUACCGACCACGAGGCGGCGGCCAUCCGGAUUCUCCUUUUGCCCAGCGGUGUUUGGUCAUCGAGUGCCUGGAACUAAAAUCGGAUACUCGAUGGCGCGAACACCGCUGGACUUCCAGGCCGUUCGGGAGCGCCGGUCUUUCGGUACUUUUCCUCAAUUAUGUAUUCAGGACUUUUUUGAUGAAUGUAUAUUAAAGUGUGUUUCGUGCGGCAUUUGGUUAUUUAUGCUGGGAUCUGAGCGGUACUUUCACAAAGUGUGCGCUCAGACCCCAGCUAUCUGCUGAAUGGUCAUUCGGUACAAUAGCACGAAUAAAAUAUAAGUUACUGAUUUUUGUGUGAAAAGCUGGUUCUGCUGUACGGGGGGAUAGUCCACUUAACAGGAUAUCCUUGUGGGAGUAUCCCUCUCGUACAGCAGUGCAUGGUGGGAGAAAUGUCCUGCAUAUUCAGUUCCCCAUGUAGUCCUCUACUGUAUAACCCCUGUAAAGUGAUUAAGGAAACCCCUUGCAUGGGGAACCACAUAAAUACUGGAGCUGUGAAUAAAAUCGUCAGUUGACUCCCAGAACUGUGUUUCGUCCGGUUACUGGGGGAUUUGGGAUAUUACCUUCAUUUUCAGCGCUUUACUUGGAUUACUUUCUGUACCAGCGUAUAUAUUGGGAUUUAAUAUUGCAGCUCCGCUACAGUGUGCAUUUGUGUGUUUUGUUUUUUUUUUAGUUUUUUUUUUUUUUAGAUUUUUCUUAAUAACAGAAAUGCUUAUUUUUAAUCUACUAGCCAAGCCUUAGAUUAUUAUGAAAGUCUCAAUCUCAAUGAAGUGGUCUGGAAUAGAGGCGCUUCUACCGCCCUGACAGAGUAACACUUGGUCAUGUGACAUUUAAGCUCUUAGGAACGCUUUUAAUUCACUGCUCUUCUAUGAAAAACAUGGGAUGCUGGAACGAUGCUUGAUAGUCUCUAACAACACAUCAUUUAUGUUUUCUUUUAAAUAGUAAGUUCUAAAAAUGGAAAUCAAAAGAAUAAAGACAAUAGCUUAAGUCAGAACUUAAAAUUGUAAUUCCUACGCUACUAAACAGUCCUUCAUAUUACUCGCCACUGCCAGGCUAGAGGGUCUAUGGCACACUUUUGUUUAACUUCUGCUAACCAGAUCUGGCUUUUAAUUUGACUAUGGGUAGUGGGCGAGGGGCGAGUGGUAAUUUUUUUGCUUUGGGUUAAUUUAUGUAUUUUAUUUGCCUCUAGCUUUACCAAUAGGGGCAAGGUGGGAGAAAAUGACAAGAAUAAAUGCCGAUUAGUGAUUGAGAUAUUUGAAAGGAACAUAGUAAAAAAAAAUAGGGAAAUAAAGGAUAACUUGUGUGUUUGACACACCCGGAACAUGUGUUUCGCAGGAAUGUGUUGCCACAGUGGCCAAAAGAUAUACAUAAUACGGAAUAAGGAACAGCGUGCACAUUAAAACACCAUCUUACAUUUUAUAAGGCUACUUAAAAUCACAUAUAAACAUAUGGGGAUUCAGUUCCACCAUAUGGCCAUAUUGUGUUAAGCUCACAUCUACUUCACAGUACCCCAAUAUCGGUGGGUCCUACACUAAUUCCACUGUGCAGAUAAAAAUAUUAAAUUGUCAGCGAUAAGACAUGUUGCGGAUUGGUCUGGUGAAUCUGUUGGGUAUAUUAUUCCUAAACAGUUUGUCCUAUUGUCCAUUUUUUAUCCAUGAAGAUAUUUAUUUAUUUAGAAUGCCUGCAGCUAGAUAUAUAACUACAUAUUUUUUUUUUUUUUUAUUGUAAAGUAUAGAUCUAACAAGGUGAUAAGGCAACUGUUUUAAGCCAGCCUAACUUCAACAUGUCAAAAUAAAGUUGGAUAUCUAGGCACAAAGAUAAGAGCAAUGUGCCCUGAAGCACUUUAGACUGUCAGGUGUGCCAUCCUAAUUUCACUAUAUAUUUAUAUUUUAUGUAACAUUUAUUUUUAAAGUUUUUACUUUUAUACUUCCAGAGGUAAUCUGUUCAAUUGCAUGUUCCUAAAGAUAUAUAUAUAUAUAUAUAUAUAUUUUAUUUUUUUCAUGAGUACGUUAACCCAGUUUGUUUCUCUUUAUUUCAUAGUGGUUCGAGACUUUGGAGUACUGGAAGAUCAUACACUUGCUCAUACCCUUCAGGAGCAGGAGAGUGAGUACAAAUAGGGAAUUUCUUUUUUUUUUUUUUUUUUAGAACUAGAUGACUAUUUAUAAAUUUAUAUAGUACUAAUUCAACUUUCUACAUAAUUCAUGUUUUAAAAGGAAUAGUUUGUUGCAAAAAGUAACCACUGCUCUGAAGCUAUUAAAUAAUAGUAUAGCUUUAUAAUCUCUUACCAUUCACCAAAAAUAAAAACAAAAGACUAAAGCAAUACAUUGAAAAUGAUAAAAAAAAAAAAAAAAAUAAGACAAUGCAUAUAUUAAAAUCGACAAGCAUAAACCGAGAGGAAGAGGGAACAUAACUGUGGUGGUACUACAAUGAGAGCUGAUUUUACUGUAUAUGUUUUCAUACUUGGAAAUUCAUAUUUUAGACCAAAUAUCUCUGGAAAAUGCAUCCAGAAACAUAAACUGCAGAGGCAUUUCUUUAUACAAUAAUGCAUAUAUUUUUUGCCAACAUACUUUUAGACCAAGGCUAUAUGUAUUAAACAUGUGCAAUUCAUUUCGGUCCGAAUGUAAAUUUCGGCAAUACGGAUGCUUUUGAAUGUCUGAAUUGCCGAAUUUCCGAAGUGCUUCGGAUUUCUGAAAAGUGGCAAAACAGGAGAGGGAGGGAAAUUAAGGGAAUGAUGACCGGAAUCUAACCCUUGCAGAGUUAAGGGUAGGAUUAGGGUUAGGAAAGUGCCUAAUUCCCGAAUUUCAGAAGUGCCGAACCGAACCAAAUUUUUUGCCCAUGCACAUCCCUAAUAUGUAUAAGCAUGAAGUUAUUUAAUCUUCAUACUCUUAUGUCAAACUUCCUUUUUUUUAUAAUUACUGCAAAAAUAAUAAUUUUUUGCGGAAAUUGUAAUGGUGUACCUAUUGGAUAUUUCAUAAGAGAAUGUCAGAAUUUUUUUGAAAGCCUUGCCUCUUGAACUACGGUAAAUCUUUUCUUCAGUAUACUCAUCUGUCACAGAUUUAUUCAUGCUGCAACAGCCAUGCUAUAAAUGCAAAGGUUCUGGAUUCCAUUUAUAGCACACGGUGAGACCAUACUAGAAUGUUUAGAAACAAAUAUGUAUGUAUAUGAAAAAUGUAGCUAAAUGCAGUAUUUAUUAAAGAAAAUGUGAAAUUAGAAAGGUGAAAUUCUAAAAUUACAGCCAAAUGCAACAUUAAUGAUUUGAAAUGUUAUGAAUAAUGUGGAUUGGUUUGUGUUUAGAGGACAAGUUUUAGUAUGUUCUGUUACAGUGCAAGAAAUGUCAACACUUUUUUCUAAAACUAAAAUAAUAAAAUACCAGCAGAAAUAUGGUAGUUUGUUUCCCGGGCUCUUAAUAGCUCUAAAAAGAUUAGAAUAGAGUGUAGACUAUAAGAGGCUAUGAGUGGAGGUUUUGGAGACUGAAGAGGGUACUUCCACUCUAGUAUGUAUUGCCCUACCUGACAGACCUAACAAACAGCUUGGAAAUAUUGAGCCUCAGUGGCAAAUCUCAGUUAUAUAAAGUUAUUCGAUUUUUAAAUGAGUCUUAACUGGUCAACCUGUAGCUUUCCAUCAUCCUAUAUGUUUUCUCUUAGUUGAGCAUCAUCUAGCAACAAACAUCCAGAGAAACCGACUAGUUAAGCAUGAUUUGAAAGUAGCCAAGCAACUUCAGGAAGAGGAAGAUCUCCAAGCACAAGCCCGGCUGAAAAAUCAACAUGUUGAACUGUAAGUUGGAGAUUAUAUAUGACCGGUGCAGCUACCAAAGCUUCUUCUAAUAGUUGAUACAUCUUCCCAAUGACCACAGUGUAGUUUCGUACAAACUUAAAGACACAGCUGAUGAAGUAAUACUCCUCCGUGGCACAGCAUUUAACAAAGUAGUUUAUAUAAAUACAUGAAAUGCUUCACCCAUUGAUAAAGGGUCUUACACCCUAAAUGUUUGCUGUAUUUAUAUAUGUUUUUCAUUGAAAGCUGUAGUACUGUGGUGCACCACAUCGUUGGCUGCGCUUUAUUUCAACUUUCAGUUUGUGUGCUUUUCCCUCAGCAGCACUGAGCAGUAUAUUUAACUAUAUUGGUACUGCAGUAAGCUAUUGUUUUCUGUUUUUACUUCUAUGUAAUUAAUUUAGCAUGUUCCAGGUAAUGCAGAAAUACUGGGUAUGAGUUGUACAAGAUAUGUGCCAACAUACUCUUAAACUAGAAAUAUAAAAAAACACCUAUAUACAGCCAAGGGGGUAAAAGAUAAUAAGAGAUAUUGCCCUUUUCCACAAUAUAUUGUAGAUAAAGACUCAUCUGUGUCUUCCUUAGAUAUAACAAAACAAAUCUACAAUAAAACAAUCAGAAAUAGUGUAAUACAGUUAAACACCAUAUGUAAAGAAGUGGGUUAUUGCCGUCACAAAAGUAAAUUGCUAGCAAACAGAACAAGUGCUGCAUCAGAAAUCUUCUGUACUUCGAAUCCCAAUAUUCUCAGUAACACGCGAAAGAAUAAAAUUGCAAGCAGAGUGCAAAAUUGUAUAAUAUAAAGCCAAACCAUUUUAAUAGUAUUGCACUUACAAGUGUAAGAAGUCUAAAAGGCACACCAAAAUCAGACUUAUUCAGGUUCCACUACAAAGAUUUUCACCUCAUUGCAUAUAAGUUCGUCAGUAAAGAGAAGAAAAUCCAGUGUCCACUAAAACAAUUAUAACAAAUUGCCCUACGUGUUUUGUCCUCCGUGUGCCGACUUCCUCAGGGGAAUCCAAAUCAGUCAGUGGUGUACUCUGAAACUAGAAUGUUACACUAUUUUAUUCAGAUAGUACUAUAGGAUGGAACAUGAGUUUCAAUUCACCCAGCUCUCCAUUUAUUAUCUGAUUUUAAUGUGUCCAUUCAUUGUUCUAAGAAGAAUACUUUUCAUAGUCCAGCUAAUAUGUAGCAAUUUUACUCAUGUUUAGCGGCCCAUAGAGUUAGACUUCUAAAAUUUUCCUUUAUUCUGUUUUGGUUAACUUAAUGGAACUAAUUGUGUAAUUCUUUGAAACAGUAAGUGAAAUAUCCUCAUAACGAAACUGUAUGUAAUUUACGUAAUAACCAGAACAUUGGCUGUGAUUCUUCAUAAAGAGGACACAAUAGAAGUGUGUCUAAAUUUCAUUACCACCUACCACAAAAACCAAAGUGGUUGGGGAGUUUUAAGCAAAUGUCUUUUAUUAUCUGCAGUUUCCUUGAAAUGACAAAAAAUAUAAAAUGUAUUACACCUGCACUGACCCAAACAAUUCCUUUUUUACCAUUUUUAAAUAUUUACUUUGUUUUACAAACCACAGGAUCUAUGGAAAGUAUAUGACCAAACUUCUUUAAUCAAAAUGUCUAUGGGGAAGAAGAUUGUGUAUAUAUAAACAAAUCCCCCAGUGACAGUUUCUCUGAGCAAUGAAGUAUGAAGUAAUAAAGAAAGUUAAGGUUUCUCUAAAAGAUAUUCAAAUGGCAGUCGUAGUGUGCCAUUAUGUUCCCACAAUUUCAUUCUUAAUGGCAGACUUAAUUAAAUUGCAAUAUAACCAAAGUUUAUUGGGGCACAGACAUUUAAAUGGUGCUAAUAUCAUUGUUUUCAAUUAACUUGCUAUUUCUGUUAUAGAAUACCGCAUAUAAGGUGGAAAAGCAUUUUUCCUUUGGGAGCAGUGGUAUCUUUACUUUUCUGUCUGUGAUGGAAAUUUUGCUUUUAUUCAUGAUGUGUGUGUCUGUGGGGUGGGGGGAUAGGGUAGAGGGGCUUAUUUGUACAGUGAGUGACAUAUACUCUAAGUGCUCUUGUCACUCUAUUUUCUUUAAAUCUAAAAUAAUACAUAUUUCAUUUAAACAAAUGUUUUGUGUCAUUUUAAUCAGCAGGUUGUAAAGUGUAGUUAAUGGAAAUACAUGAAUCCUAUACCCCACCUAUACCUUGUUGCAAAUAUUUAGUAGUCUAACUAUGCAGUAACACUUUUAAGUGCCUUGGAGGCUUACAAUUUUGCACUUAAUGCAAUGGACACACUAAAAUCGGACAAUAAAUGGAGAGCUGGGUGAAUUGAAACUCAUAUUUUCCAUCCUAUAGUACUAUCUGAAUAAAAUAGUGUAACAUUCCAAGCUAAUUUUUGAGCAUUUUGAUGACAUUUGUGUUGGUCAUAUUUCUAAAAGUUGUGUGGCAAUUUACUAAAAUAAACAUGUAUAUUUGUUUUUAGAGGACAAGUUGAGAUUUCUAUUGAAAUAUAAUAUAAUAAUUCAACUCUUUUUAGUAUAAAAAUCUUAACCCCCUCCCCACCCACUUUUGCCAGUGUUCAUUGUAACACAACUGAUGCAACUAAAAAUUAUAUAAGUAAUUAAAAAGCAUGUCCUGAUUUGUGGAGUUCGUUAUUCUGAUAACAUGACUUAAGUGUUUAUACUUUUAUAAAACAAUGAGUAAUAAAUUCACUAGUUACCCCCCUCAUUUGUGUUUUUACUACCAAUUUAGGCAAAAAAGCAGUAAUAUUUUUCUCCUGCAUUUUCCUCACAUGUAUUAUAUUUGUGGAUUGUGCUGAGGAUCUGUUCCAAUGUGGGGAUUAAAGAUACAUUGUUGAGCAGUCUUAGGGUUAAAGUGCCAGUCCAAUCCUUUAGUAGUAAACAUUUAUUUUACUCCACCCUACUGGGCUUACUGCCUGGUGCUCCCCCACCAUUUAAUGGCUGAAAUGUAUACUACCAAAAUAUAGUAAACUUACCUGGAAUUAAGCUCUCUUUUGCAGUCAAGUCAAAUAAUUUGAUUGACUGGACUGUUUAACCGGCUCAAAGUGUCAGCACAUGCUCUGAGCUGGUAAGGGGAGGGGGUGAGGAUUUUUAUAAAAAAAAAAAAAAAGAUACUCAAGGAGAUAGGUAGGCGAUGAUGGCUGGGACACAUUUAGUUGAGGGAGGAGAGAUGCACACUCUUUCUUUCGCCAGCACUCACAAUGCUCUGGCAACACACAGGUGUUUUUUUAUUGCACAGACUUUUAUAUUAGGCAGCCCAGAACAGAGCUCUGUGAUAAUUAACUCCUCCGAUACAAGUGCAAAUAUCUCUUGAUGUGCAGUGUUUCAAGCAAAAAUGCUGCGCAUACAGACUUCUACCACUAUGACUACUUCUAAAAGCAUAAGUGGUUAUGGUGAUUGGAGUAAUGCUUUAAAAUAGCGCAUACCCCCCUAACAUCAGUGUCAUGAAUAGGGGUGCAAGUGUGUAUGGUAAAAGGGGGCAGUCCAUUGAUGUCAAAUUUGCCAUUGGUGCCAAGCAUAGGGGGCAGACUCACCUGGAAAAAUGGUGUGCGCAUCCCAAAAAACUGGCAAGUUGCAUACCAAUCAAACAAGGUGGACCAUGCAGGGAGCACUGUUUCAACAUUCUCUUCAGGAUCCUAUUGGCCCAUAUUGCACUUUCUGGGAAAAGUUCCCUAUUGUACUCAAAGGUUGUGUCAAAGGUUAAAUAAAACCACGUAACCAUGUAGGUUUGUUAUUUAAUAUGUCCCCCACUCUCAUACUUAACUCAGGACCAGGUGAAGCAGGGACUUUGAGGAGCUAAGGCCAAAAUAUAUCCCCCCAUGUCUGGCCAUUAUAUAUGGCUGUGGUAUAGGUUGAUUUCUAAAUUUAAUAAUAUGGGAACAUAUAGUAUCCGCUUUCAAAAUGUUCUGCCAUCCUCUGAACAGUUCUUAAAGAAUGAUUGUCUGGGCUAUUAUGAAGAGUCUGGAAUUUUAUUAUGGUUUUCAUGUUCUUAAUGUAAACAUGCCAUAUAAACUAGCUAUUGAUAUUUUUUACAUACCUUUUGUUUGCUGAAAGGACAACUAUAGUGCCAGGAAAACAUACUCGCUUUCCUGGCACUAUAGUGCCCUGAGGGUGCCCCCACCCUCAGGGUCCCCCUCCCGCCGGGCUCUAGGGUGAGGAAGGGGUUUAAUUUACUGGGCGGGGAGCUCUCCUCUCCUCCCUCUUCUUCCGUCACCGGCUGAAUGCGAAUGCGCGGCAAGAGCCGCACGCACAUUCAGCCAGUCCAUAGGAAAGCAUUCACAAUGCUUUCCUAUGGAUGCUGGCGUCUUAGCACUGUGCAAAUCACAGUGAGAAGCGCGGAAGCCCUCUAGCGGCUGUCAAUGAGACAGCCACUAGAGGCUGGAUUAACCCUAUUAUAAACAUAGCAGUUUCUCUGGUUAAACCUAGCUGGACCUGGCACCCAGACCAAUUCAUUAAGCUGAAGUGGUCUGGGUGCCUAUAGUGGUUCUUGAACUUGGAGUAAUUGAGUGUAGGCAGUUUUCCAUUUUGUGAUUUGUGUGGUCAGUCACUUUCUGUAGCUUUAAUGUUAGAUUUGAGCAGACACACAAAUUCUCUGAUUUAUGGACACUUACAUUGCUGCAAAGUGGCUGCACAAAAGGGGGAAAUGUUCUUUAAUUGUGUUUCAAAACCAUUAGUAUAUAAAAUAACUCUAUUAGAGGAUCUGGGAUCUUGGCAGAAGAGCUCAACAAAUGUGAGUUUAUAGAGAAUGCUGUAUAAUUUUAUAUUCUGAAACCUAGUAUUAAGUUUAUUUUUAAUUUUGUUCUCUCCAGUGAGCUCUUAGAUGGUGAAAUAGCUCAGGAAAUCCAAGAAAAACUGGUGAUUGAAGCAGAACGCAGACGCAGGCAGGAGGAGAAGGAUGAAGUAAGUGCUUUAAACAGACUAAAAAUGUUUAUCUGUUUUUGGUCCACCCAGAAAUUCUAACUAGUUAUUUAAGCAUGGACUAUGAUGCUUUUAAAUCACAAGACUAUAACAUUGAAGACUCCUUCUAGACAUCCACAUACAUUCUGUGCACUGUAUGAGGUGUUGUUUAAUUUGUUAGCUCUUAAAGAUAAACAGAGGCAAAACAGGUGCUGUUCUAGGUGUAAAGUGCUAAAUAUUUAAUGGGGAGGUUAUCGGAGGAAUCUCCACCUAUGGAACCAAUGACAUACCUGCUUCACCACACCCCUAGCACAGUGCAGAGCUAUAGGCACUCAGCAAUUUUAAGACUCCUGAACACGGCUAAGGUAGUAAUCCUGAUCUACUGGAGACAAAUGUAGGCAACUCCGCUGAAAAAGUGGGUGGAAGAGGUUGAGGACACCAGAAAAUUUUAAGAUUUGAAAGCCACCAUGGUCAAGGAAAGCGAAAGAUAUGUCUAGCGAAUGACUUUACAGGCUAGAGUUCCUGUUCUCUGCAGACUUUGGCAGAUUUGUGAAUGUCUAAUUUAUCUGCACCCCUCCUCUCACUUGAUGCCCUCCUCCUCCCCACUUAUGGUUUUUUUUUCUCUAGCUCCCUUUAGCGGGGGCCGGUAAGCCAGUGCCUAUUUUAACCUCUGGAUCGACGUGCUUUGCCCAGAUUGGAAUGGCUGGGGUUAGACUAUGGGUGGGGAUGAGGAAAAACAGGCGCUUUACUGGAUGACUGAUUGCUCAGUAUACACCCUGUUUCAAAUUAUUAUGUAAAUUCUAUUUGUCACAAAGAUGAAAUAUUUUGUUUUUCAGUUUAACUCAUGGAUGGUAUUGUGUCUCAUGGCUCUUUUGAUCACUGAAAACAAUCUCUGACACCUGUGAUAAUUAGCCAGGUGAGCCCAAUUUAAGGAAAAAGUACUAAGGGAGGGUGUUCCACAUUAUUAAGCAGAGCACCAUUUUCAUGCAAUAUAGGGAAGAAAAAGGAUCUCUCUGCUGCCGAAAAGAGUGAAAUGGUUCAAUGCCUUGGACGAGGUAUGAAAACAUUAGAUAUUUCACGAAAACUUAAGCAUGAUUAUCACACUAUUAAGAGAUUUGUGGCUGAUUCAGAGCACAGAUUCAUGCAGAUAAAGGCACAUUGAGAAAGAUUUCUGCUAGAUCCAUGCAUCGAAUCAAAAGAGCAGCUGCUAAAAUAUCAUUAAAUUGCAGCAAACAGAUAUUUGAAUCUGCUGGUGCCUCUGGAGUCCCACGGACAUCAAGGUGUAGAGUCCUCCAGAGUCUUGCAACUGUGCAUAAACCUUUUAUUCGGCUACCACUAACCAAUGCUCACAAACAGAAAUGGCUGCAUUGGGCAGAAAAAUACAUGAAGACUAAUUUUCAAACAGUCCUGUUCACUGAUGAGUGCCGUGCAACCCUGGAUGGUCCAGAUGGUUGGUGGACAGCCACCCUGUUCCAACAAGGCUGCGACGUCAGCAAGGUGGUGGUGGAGUCAUGUUUUGGGCAGGAAUUAUGGGAAGAAAGCUGGUCGGCCCCUUUAGGGUCCCCGAAGGUGUAAAGAUGACCUCUGCAAAGUAUGUGGAGUUUCUGACUGACCACUUUCUUCCCUGGUACAGAAGGAAGAACUAUGCUUUCCGUAAUAAAAUCAUCCUCAUGCAUGACAAUGCACCAUCUCACACUGCAAAGAAUACCUCUGCAUCAAUGGCUACUAUGGGGAUAAAAGGAGAGAAAGUCAUGGUGUGGCCUCCAUCCUCCCCUGACCUAAAUCCUAUUGAGAACCUUUGGAGCAUCCUCAAGCAAAAGAUCUAUGAGGGUGGGAGGCAGUUUACAUCCAAACAGCAGCUUUGGGAGGCUAUUCUGGCAUCUUGCAAACAAAUUCAAGCAGAAACUGUCCAAAAACGCACAAGUUCAAUGGAUGCAAGACUUGUGAAGCUGCUAUCAAAUAAGGGGUCCUAUGUUAAAAUGUAACGUGACCUGUUAAAAUGUUUAAAAAGUUAAAAUGUUGUUAUAAGUUUGAUUGAAAUAGCUUUUGAUUUCAGUAAAUAUGCUGCAAACACAACAAAUGACAAUUUUCAGUUCUUUACAACCUAUUAAGUGUUUUGAAACUUACUGUGCACAAUAAUUUGGAACAGUGCAUUGUAAGUUUUUUUUAUGUUUUAAAAAAAAAUACUGUUAUCAUUAGGAGGUUUGUUCAAUAACAUUCUAAUUGUACUCCUAAUAGUAAAUAACAUGAGAAUUAUGCUGACUGUUAUUUACAUCAAGUAUUUAGGUAAAUGAGAAAAAUCUAAUUUGCAUAAUAAACUGGAACAGGUUCUCAGCUGACAGAUCAGAAAGGUGUUUGAUAUUCCAGAUACGGCGGAAAGAUUACAAGCUAAUAUGUACUAAUUACCUAUAUUUUGUGGAUUACUUUCCAUGUCACUUUUCCUCUGCAUAGGAAAUUCAGUUUUAUAUACACUGGCUGUAUCAAUAAAGACCAAUUUCACACAAAAUGCUAAAUAUUGACACAUUGUAUAGGAUUCUGUGGUGGUUAUUACUUUCUGUUUUGGGCAAAAAAAAAUAUUUAAAAAAAUAAAUCCAUUUUUUUCCUUGAUAAAUAUAAUUUAAAAAAAGUAUUUAAACAGGAAAGGUACAUUUAGAUUAAUCUGGUUACAAAAUUAUUCCUGGGGAUGUUACUUUUACCCAAUGUAAUGGUAAUCAUUUGAUCUACCUCUGAAGGGUUAAACAGAUUCUAUUGAUGAUGCAUUAGGCCACUGAGCUAUCUCACUGACCUAUAUAUUCAGUGUAUAAAUCUACCCCUAUGUAUCCAAUAUAAAAAAAGAAGACCUUAACUGACCCCUAAAAUAAAUCUGCAUAAUUAAAACAAUUUUAACUGGCAGUUUUAGCUAUAUUAUUAUUGUUGUUGUUAUUAUUUACAUAGCAGCAGCAAAUUCCGUAGUGCAUUAAUUUAAAUGUUUGUGUGAGCUCUCUCUCUCUCCCAGGGUUAUUCACUAAAGUGAGAAUGCAAAGUAAAUUCAAAGGGGAUUUUAAGUUUAAGGCUACAGUAGCCAAACUGAAAGCAAAGCUAACUUUGAUAAUUUUUCUAGUUGGUCUUUUUUGACCUUACAUUUGAAAUUUUGUUUUAAAUUUCAUGAUCAACCCUGCAUGAAAGUACUUGUAAAGUCAAUGCACUAAUGAUAGGUUGAUCAGUUUGGUAAAUAAAACUCCAUAAUGUGAAUAUCGGUAGAAGAAGCCUCUGUGACAUCUACAUACAUUAAUUAUUCGAUACAGGAACCUGCAGAGUUUCCAACUGUUAUAGUCUUUGAUAAGUCUUUUCACAGGUUAUUAUUGUUUUUGGUAUCUACAUAGCGCCAACUUAUUCCACAGCUCUUUACAAUAUUAUGAAAGUGUGGAAAUUUAACAGUAAAUGAGACCAUUACAAAAUGAUACAUGAACCAUAGGUAGAAGAGGGACCCUACUCAAAUGAGCUUACAGUCUAGAGAAGGUUGUUAGCCACAUCCAAACAGUAGCUUCCAACUGCUGAAUAAGUUGAUAGUAGCCAAUCUGACAAAUUGCCAAAGCAAUACAUAUCCCAUAAUCUGUUGGUGGACAGGAUUUUAAGGAAAAAGUUCAGAACCCACAGACCAUAUGAGUAUAUCUGGGUUGGCAAAAUAGAUUAACUUGUAUUACCUCAAUUAUUCAUCAGUGUUUUACAAUUAGUUGUGAUUUCAGAACAAGCCGAAAUUGACCUCAAAGUAAUCUUGACAUAAGAAGAUCUCUAGCAGUUCUGUUUUUAGCUCACCUUAAUUCACUAUUUAAUGCAGUGGUUCCCAAACUAUUUAGGUUCAAGGCGCUCAAUAUUUUAAUAUUUUUCCAAGGCACCCCAAGUCAUAAUUUCUAGGUUGUAUAUCUGUACAGCGCUGCAGCAUUUACUGGCUCUAUAGUGUAAUGUACAGUGUUGGUGUUUUAAGUGGUACCUGUAUAUAGUUUUAGUGUUUUAUUUUUUUUUGUUAAUCAGAUUUUUAUUAGCAAUUGGGUAUGAUAGAUUUUAGGGCUCGCAGGCCCACAUCAGUCAAACAGUGAAGGUAGCAAUCUUGAAGUAUAACAUAUACAUGUACAUAUGCAGGGAUGUUCCCUGUUCCAAUAUACAACCAAUGAUAGGGUACAAUUAUGUUUAUUUUCUAAAGCGUGAAUUGCAAAAUAUUAUCGUCACAGUAUAUCCUGGAGUUAGGGGCUUCCAGAUAAAGCUAGAGCUACAUGGGUAUGGUAGCGUUCAUAUGUACUCUAAGGAUGCGGUUCCUUGAUUGGAAUUAAUCCAGAGUAGUUGUCGAUGAAUGUAUGUUGUGUGUUUCGGUGUGAAGGAUAGUAUCCUAACUAGUGGUCAUGUGUAGGAGUGUGUGGUGUCUGUCUGAUACGAGAUCCACAAUGCAGGGAUAUGGAGAGUGGUGAGAAGAGAUCCGUACGUACCCAGGGCUUAGUGUAGUCAGUUUACCCCCUUUUAAUCCAUCUACAACCGAAGGUGACCCCGUCCAUAUGGCAAUCGAGUUGUUUCUAUUGAAAUGGGCUUGUUUGGUCGGUUGUGCGAGGUUUGCGUCCUUUUCCCGUGGGUUAGAACCCAUCCGAGUUGGGUGCGGUAGCUAUUAACCUAGUUGAGGUUCUUGUUAUUUAUCAUGUUGUCGUAUUGCAGUAUGUCAAAGUGA